AUGGAGUUAGCACGCUCAACUAACCCAGUGGUUCUUAAACUUGUAUGUCAGGUAGUAAGACCACGUGCCGAUUUUUCCUAUUUUUUGUAGACUCCUAAUGUUGAAUUUUUAAAAAUUCAUCAAAUUCAAAUUUUUUUUGCUAAUUUUACAAGCUGAGAAACUGAGAAAAUUGGCGCUAUCAAAUAUAUUGCUUAGGUAGGUUAAUUUUGAAAAGAAAAGCUGACUUUGUUUUUAUUAAAGUUAAAUUUUCAUUUUGUAACUGCAAGUUAACCUCAUUAAAUUUAGCAAACGAAUUGAUCAAUUAAAAUUGAUGUUUAAUGUUAAUUUUCUUAAUUUGGAUAAAAUGCUUCAAAUUGUCUUUUAAAAUAGGAUCUUGAGCAUCUAAAAACUUAAAAUGAUUACUGACGUAGUUUAUACGAUAUAUUUACAUAUAGUUUAUUUAUUAAGCUCCCCUAUGUCACAGUUUUUAUUUUAUUAUUUAGUAAUUUGGUUGACGUGGUCUCGGGCAAUAUCCUGUCUGUGCAAAUUUCAACCAAACUACUGCGUGGGUAUGAUACACUGUUAUAUUUUUGUCGAGGUUUGAAAAAACGGAAUUUUUCUUAAAAUCGAUUUAUGUUUCAUUUUUUUUCAUUUAUAACCUAACAUAAUCCGCAGUAAAAAGCCACGAACCUCAUUGAACGAUAAUUAUUUAACUGUGCUAAACUGUAGAACAUAACGAAUGAGGUUAGGUCGGGUUAGGUUGGUUGCGGAAUCCACCAUAAUAAUAGUUUCAAAAGUUAUCUGUUCCGCUACAACGGUCGCUGCACAAUACGAAACAAUAGUUAUGCAUUUCUGUUGAGAGAAUUUUCACGUUGUCCCGGGUCAGAGGAAUUAUUUUCCAGACAGCGUGUACGCAACGUUGUAAUAUGUUUUAUCGGAAAUAGCCCGAACGUUGUUGUUUUAUAACGUAAAAUAAUAUCCGCGGGCGACUUGUCUAAACUAUUACUGUGCAAUAAAUCGUGUCAUUCAUUCUCGGUUGGCGCAUGGUCAGAUUUUUUACAUAUACGUAAAUAACAAAAUUAAUUAAGUCGUUGUUAUAACAUUCGAAUCGCGCACAUCGCGUGUAGAUACCUAUGUACAAUAGUAUUGUAAAUCUUCGGUUUUUUCCCCCGCGACCGCGGUGAACUUUGGCUGUUCUUGCAGUAUAUGCACCAGGCGCUUUAUAGUGUAACGCUCUAUAAAAUAUUAUAGAAAUCUGUUGGUCCACAUUAUCGUAAUAUUUAUGGUAAUACAAGCCGAUCCGUCGGUUUUAUUCCGAUUUCGUUUCCGGUGUACGUAAACUUUUUCGCAGAGAAUCACCGUCCGCCUAUAUUAGUACGAAUGUUAGCAUAAUAUGCGUGCGCCCGAUCGGGUUUUCCGUAACGUCGUCGUGACGGACGGCGUAUGUCUAUAAAUCGAAAACAAAAACAAAUACGUACGAUGCAAAAUUGUGUACGUUUUCAGAUUCUGAGCUGCUUUUUAUUUCUAUUUUUUUCCCCCGUCUCUUAGGGAAUAUUCGACCGUACAACUCGUUCGGACCGUCAACAUCGGCGGUGGUUUCCGAUGGCAAAUGUUAGAUUUACAGUCGGUAUACUUUAACUACUAAGUCAUUUUUCGAAAUCCUUCGCGCUUUGAGGAGUUUAUAAAUAAACGUCGGAAAAACGAGAAUAUAACGUAACGCCGCGCCGCUCGUUUUUAUCAAUGCAUAUAGAUUUUGAUUUUUGAUAUUUUUUUUUAUACUUUGGUAAAAAAAUAAUAAUCGCAGAUACCUGAAAUUAUCGAAUAGUUGUAUUCGAAAUUCAAGGUAAUAUCGUUUACAUAGUUUAGAAACAGUAAUAGAUUUUUGUCGUAUUAUUUAGACGAAUUUUCCAAACAGUAUUGAGAUUUAUCAAGAUGAAUUUAUUUAGAUCCUCUUCCUAGACAACAUUUAAUUUAUCUUUUACCUUAUCCAAAUGAAAAUUUCGAUAUUCAUAGAUGAAAAAUAUUUAAUGUUUAGUAAUUUCCUAAAUAAACUGAAAAAAAAAAAUGUUUUAUCCAGUGUUGAAAGUAUUUAAUAAUUGCAAAAGUUAUUAUCUAUAGCUGAAUUACUACAGUGAAUCACACUCUUUGCAUUUACAGAAUAACUUUUACCAUUUAAAUGUUUACGUAUCCAUUUCAAUGUUAUCACUUAUCAACAUUAGACAGUUAAAGAAAAACAUAUUUGUUUAUCUAUUACGAUUAUAUUAACUAUAGUAUAGUAUACUAUACGCGAACUAUCUGUGCACAUGAUUUUGGAGCAAUUAUUUCUCAAAAUUAUCAGUUAUAGAUCGAUUUUACUUUUCCAAAUGUUAUUCACAAUAACUAUAGGUAUAGAAUUAUUGUUACAGUACCCGAGAUCUGUGCGUGAUCGGUUCGUUUUUUCGAGGCUAAGUGUAGCAAUGUAAAACCGAAAUUACGAAACACAUCUUGGGACAAUAGCGUUUUGUCGGACUGUAUAUAUUAUAUUAUAAUAAUUGUAUUUCGUUGUAUUGUACGACGUAUGGAAAAAGUAAUUAUUUCAAUUCAAAGGCACAGUAAAAUAUGUGUCGUUUAAAUUAUACACCUACAUAAAAAGCUAUUGUAUCGCCGUCUAUUAUUGUGUAGAAAACAAUUAUUUUUAAAUAAUUACACGAUAUUAUUUGUCUAAUUUUGGCGUUUUUUUCCCUUUUGGCGGAGGGAAAUGAAAUUUGAUCGCAUUGUUUUAUAGAGCUAGCAGCGAAUGUUGGCACUCGGAUGGUUGUUUCGAAGAAAUAAUUGGUAAAAAAAAAAAAAAAAAAAAAAAACAAACAACGGCUAUUACAAUUUAAAAUUUACACUGUGGUAUAAAUUCGAAGCGGCGUUUUCCGUUCAAGCAAACGUACGUAUUAUUUUGCGCGCGAGCGCCGCAGGAGUUAGAGUUUCGCGCUCGAAAAGCACAUUUAUCGAUAUCGCUGAUCUCCCUAAAAAUAAUCCUAUUUCAAAAAAUGCCGACCCGGCAGAAAAAUAAUAUUUCCGGUCACCGUUUAAGGGAAACGCAUCACUGCAGUCAUUUUUAUAUUGUGCGGCACGCUCAAUUCACAUAAUAAUAAGAUAAUACGUAUAAGAUUAGUAUAUGCAUAAAUACCGUAAUAAUAUUAUUGGGGUUGAUUUACUGAGACGAAUGGUAUCGAAUAAUUAUAAGGUUUAUUUUUGUUUUUACUUUUUACGAUAUAAAUAGUAAAGCCGAACAUUUUGUAAACACAUUUAGGAACGGCGGAAUCGAAUAUUGAAACAAUAUUAUGUAGAUAUUGAGAAAAAACCAUAGAGAACAAGAGGUGGACAAAAAAUACGCGUAAUACAUAAUGCAAUAGCACUUACACGUUAGUUUUAAGUGCAAUAAUAUUAAGAUAUUUUUACUGUUAUAAGCUUGUAUUAUAUACGUAGGCACUACGAGUUUUCAAUUACGAAAAAACUGGUUCCGACUAACUAUUGCGGCUGUAAUUUAGACUCAUAUUUCAAUAUUUCGGAACCAGUUUGAAAUUAUUAUUUUAAAUUGUUGAUUAUUCAAUUAGCAUAUUAUUCAAACUCCAUACAAUAUUAUGUUUCUGUAAAGUGAACUUAUACAAAAUAUAGUAUUAAAAACUAUGACAUUUGUGGUUUAUUACGAAACACCUACAUUGACUACCACGCUAGUUUCAGAACAGUUAAAAAAAAAAAUGUGAUUUCUAAUUGUGAGAAAAUAAUAUUCCGUUAUCUCUUAUACGAUCAAUGUCCGAACGAUGUAAUCAUGAGAUCGAUGUAGUUUAUAUAUAUAUACUGUGAAAAUAUUAUUGGUUAAAUUAACAUCUUUUCUCAUCGUUUAUUACUUAUUGUCACGAUUUUGGAAAAAAAAUAAAAAAUAUUAUUUCCAGGUAUCCCUCAGAUUGGUUCCAAAUAAUAACAAAAAAAUUGUUUUCAUUUUUUCCUUUCCCUUUUCGUCUCUCUAUUUUGCAAAAACUAUUAUCAUACGAGUAUUGGAAUGGAAUACUCGAUAUAACAGUGACCAGCUACAAUCGAAAUUAUUAUUUUAGACUUUAUAGUGAAUGAAGUUUUUGUAUGCGAUUUUGCAAAAUAAAGAGGAUGAAGGGAGAAAGAAAAAUUCUGAACAAUUUAACAAUUUUCUUUUCAUUAUUUAAAACUGCUCCUGAAUGGGUACCUGAAUUUAUUUCCUAAAAGCAAGAUAAUGAUCAUUCUAAUGUAUACUGGGUGUUCUAGAAACAAAUGGCCAACUAUACAGGGUGGGACGUACUCUAUCAUAUCUGGUUUUCGAAAUUGAUUUUAUAGAAUUUGUUGGGUUUAUCGGAUUUUAUUUAUACAAUAUCCAUACUAAAUGAACACGGACCGUACCAGAGAAUUUCUUGAGAAAUUCUUUUAUAAAUACAGGGAUCGCUUGAUUUUUUUUUCCAAAAAUGAUCUUUAUCCCCGGUAUUUUAGACAUAUCCGAUGUAAUUAUAUUAUUUUCGAGAGAAGGGACAAAACGUUUGAUAUGUUUUUUCUAGGAUUUGCGUUCGACUAUUACUUAAUUAAAAAAAUAACAAUUUUAUUCAUUUAUCGUAUACAGGUGACGUUUUUUUACUCAAACGCGGACGACACUCAUUUCGGUAAAAUCGCGGCUACCAUUACCGAAGUGUUUGCCAAAUCGGGUAUAGAAAUCACCGCGAAAAGAACGUGGGAUAUUCAUUAUUUGCACGGCUAUACGGACAAUCCUUUCGUUAAACUCGUCGCCGACACUUAUCAAGACACGAGAAGUAAGUUUUAAUUUUAAUUUUUUUUUCCAAUUUGCUGUAUGAGAACAGGUCGUUUUAAUUAACGUGUGCGAGUUUAACUACAUUGGCCGAAUACGAUUACAUCACGAAGACUUAAUUAAUGUAUAUUUUCUGCCAUUACAAUUUCUCAUGUCAAUGUUGAUAUAAACCAAGUCGUCAAUUUCAAAUUUAUUUUUUUAUAUUUUUUAGAUCAGUGUAAUUAUCAUCUUUUAUUUGUAAUGUAAUAUAUUAUAAUGCAACAGAAUAGGUAUAUAAUGUUUUCUGUUUAACAUUAAGACUUUAUAAAAGAAUGCUAAGAAAAAAAAUAAUUUAACUAAGUGGAAUUUUAAAAAAUUCAUUGUUACAUAGUAUUCGAAGUUUGCUCUGAGAAAACUAUAACGUCUUAUUAUGACCUAAGAAAAAAAAAUAAUAUGAACAAAAUUCGCAACAAAUUCACAGCUCAAAUAUAUUAUUGUUAUUAUACUUAUUUACAUUCGACCGUCUUUGUAUGUCGCGACUUUGACAAAAAUUGACUUUUAAGUCAUUCGAUUAAAACGGCCUCUUUAGUGCAUUAAGAAAGUUUACAAAUAACGUAACGUAAUCGGGUAUACGGCGAGUAAUUAUUAACAUUCUAUACAAGUUUUAUUAGGCGGGGGUUGUAUUUUGUCGUAACGCAGUGAACGGAACCAAAAAAAAAAAAGAAAAAAGAAACCAUUUCUAUAGUUUUCUUUCAGACAGUAUUGUUCAAUCGUUUAUAAUAUAAAAAUCUAACACCGCGAAACGCGUAUCUAUUAGAACUUAUGGUUUUGAAAAAUGUUUUUUAAUGAUUGAAAAAGUUUUUUUACGCGGGCUAUUUUUUUAUCCGAGGUAAUUUAAACUUUUAAAUAGUUUUAUUUGUAAUGGCCAUUGUGUAACUCGGGAACACCAGAUAGGUACGCGUGCCCUUAAAUGACACGAGUACAAUAAUACAUCUCGAUGGAGAUUACACGAUGACGGUAUGGGCUAUUCCUAAACUCGCGCUCAGUUGGAUUCGUACAAUUUACUUGUAGAUACUGCUUUUAUGCACUUACAAACAAGGAUGUAGGUGUAUAACUUCUAUAAUAAAUUAUCAUUGGUAUCGUACUUUUAGUGCAACGAAGGAUUUAUUUAUAGGUUUACUAAGAUGUGUUUUUUAAUUGGAAAACAUUAUUUUGGUCAGUGAAAAUGCUUUUUUUGACGCAUGUGUUAUCUCCGUUUUACUGCCGUCGCAAGACAUAGCAAAUGCUCGUUCAGCAGGAACAAUUCAAUGUGAAUUAAGUGAUUAUUAAACCUAUAGAUAAGAAUGUUAGCUUUGCAACGCUUUUAAAGAACGAUACAAAUAUGUGAAAUACUACUAUUUAAAAAUUAUUAUAAUGUUUUUCAAAAAUUAAAAUAUUGAAAAAAAUGUCAACAUUUACUGAUAUUGUACUUAUAUUUAAGUUUGAAAGUAGAUAUAUUCACACUAACCGCAUAAAGUUGUCCCUGCUGAACAAAAAUUUGCUACUUCGUCUUAUCGGCACAUUUAAAUAAAUUUAAAAAAAAAAUUGAUGAAAAAUUACUAUACGUAGGCACUUGAGUUUUUUGUCUGGUCUAUCUUGUUCAACCAGCUAACUGGUACAGAACCGAUUUUUGAUUUACAAUGAUUUUUCGUUGCUUUACAAUACACAAUUUUAAUUUUACCUCAUGACCUCUAUACCUUCUAUAACUUUCCAAUUUCCCACCCACAACAGUGAUAUACCCAUGGUGCAAAAUGUUAUGGCAGUUUUUGUUUAUAUUAUGGAAUUAAAAAUAAAAUAAAACGGAACAUUCUAAGUUCUAUAUACACAACGUAGUUGAAUUAUAUUUUACUGAAGAUUAAACAUAUUUUUUGUAUUUAACAAACAUAAGAUAAUUUAUUGUAUUUUUUUUUUCUUUGGAUUUUCGUGAUUACGCGUAUAUACACCUAUACUUCAUUAAUGUAGCGGUUUUAUCAUUUAAUUAAAAGCUUUGCGUUUUGCGUCCUCCCAUCCCAAACUCGUAAUUCGCUAUUAUCAUUGUUCGAUCGUUUGAGUAUAUAAUUUAAUAUAACUUAAAACCUUUUAUUUGUUCCUUUUAAAAUAAAAUACUGUACUAUUACAAUAAAAUAUAAUUUUAAUUCUAUAAUCUCGAAUAUUAUUUUUGCAUUUAUUUUUAAUGAAUCACGAUUAUUUUUUAUUUUCUAAUAAUAUUAUUAUUUAUUUAUUUCCGAGGAAAAUGUUCGGGGAUGUAAAAGGUACUGAGACCAAUCGGUGGAGGAUAAGAAAUAAUGAGGAAAUAUAUAGAAUCAUUAUUGUAUCAGAAACCGGAUAUCGUAUAGAUGCCAUCAGAAGUAAGAAACUACAAUGUUAGGCAGGGCACGUCUUUAGAAGGAAAUACCCAUUACUGCAUACAAAGAAAGGAAUCCGACAGGGAAAAGACCCAUUGAGAGAUCGAUAACGAGGUGAGAAAAAAGAAAGUCAAGAAAGAUCCGAGAGAAUUAGAAUAAGUAUUUGGAAAUCGCGAGGAUGAGAUAAAGGUGUCUGCAAUGGUAAUUAUAAUAUUGAAGUUUGCAUUGGAGAAUCUCAUAAAACUUAAUAAAAAUAAUCAUACAAAGCUUGUAGUAAUUAAAAGUUGAAACAUUGAAUAUCAAUAUAAAUUUAAUGGUAAUGUUCAUUUUAUAAUCAUGCUUUUAUUAACGUAUUUACUUAUUUAACUUGGUUAUAAAUAAUUAAAUAUAAAAUUCUAAAAUACCACAGUUAAAGAGGGGGGAAAUUUACCUAUCGCCCUUUCCAUAAAUCCGUCACCGAGAGGCUGCACGUCUGGAUGAAUGUUGACGAGAUGACAAUGCUAGAGAUUUUUUUAUUGCUUACCAAAAAAGUAGAAUAAUAAUUAAAUAUUUGCACGUAAAAGGCACAAAAAUAACCACUCGUAUAAUGUAUGCAUCACAUAUUAUAUGGUGUUUAUAAUUUGAUUUUCGUUUUUGUUUUCUAAGAGACGAGGAGAUCCCAGCUGCUGGUUCACUUUUGUAAUAAUGCGUUUAUUUUUGUCUCGCAGUGACCUGCAUUUUAUUUUUUUUUUUUAGGCACAAUAAAAAUACUCUUAAAAGUUUCUUCCAGCAGUGACUUUAUAGAUAUGCCGAUAUAAAUGUAAAUAGAUGGCACAUUAAGGAGGCCGUUUUUAGAAUUUCUCUGUAGAGUCCAAUACUACUUAUCCGCAAAAAAAUCUGCAACGUGAGGAAAUAAUAACGAUAACGUCUUAGUUCUUAGAUCACGACUUUUUUUUUAACGCGACGAUUUAUAAAUUACUGUAUUAAAUGUUAAGAACAGAUAAUAAAUUACUGACUUAUUCCCUCGGUUAUCCAAAUCUGCAGUAGCCUGAAUAUACCUAAUAUAAAAAUAUACCUAAGUAUAAUGUAUCCUCCUUUUAGACUCUUAUAUAGUGCACAAAAUAUGUUUACCUAUUUAGUGAAAAGUUCACUUCGAACUUACCGAAAUCGAUUAAAAUAUUUAUGUAGGUAUUGCAUAAUAAUUGCACCGUUGAAUAGUAUACUUAUUGAUUCGUUGUUGAAAUUCAAUUAAACGUUUCUAACCAAAUUUAUUCGCUAUUAUCACACAAAAAGUGACCAAGUAUACAAAACACGUUUAAAUGCCGUAUACUUCAUCCCUGUAUAUGCACUUGGUUUUGCAUGACGGCGACCAUGUAACGAUAUGUUUUUUUUUAAAUUCAGAUUUUUAAUUUAGUUUUACUUAGAAAGUAUAUUAUGGUUUUCCUAUGGAAAUAAAUUGUUUGACACAAAUUCCUCGGCAACGUUGAAAACAAACAUCCAAUUUAAAUGACCUAAUAAUAAAAGAUCAUUUAUAUGUAUUAUUUACAUUAUUUACAUCGACAUGCCAAUUAUUAUGCGUGGGUUUUAUUUACUCCGUCGAAUUACAUUCUUAAUACAAUAGCUUACAGUUGCAUUAUAAUAUAUUAUGCUGCAGUAUAUUACUGCGUAGAAAGUAGAGUAUCGACAACCCUAAUCCUUAUUAUCAUAUUUAUUUCGAAACAUUCUUCAGUUAAGUAUGUAUUUAUUUUCUGUUUCGUUUCCGUGCCGAUUGUUGUGUCCGUUUUUAUUCGAUUUCUGCGAUUCGACAAUGCCGAUUUGUCCGACGCGAGUAUUUUUAAUUCAUAAUAAUGUUCACUCGUUCUGUAUGCUAGAUAUUCUAUACAUUUUUAUUAUUGUUUUUUUUUUUUUUUUGUAUAUUGCCCGUACCGAAUAAAAACCAAAUGUUUAAAGAUGUUUUUCCGCAAUGAGUACUCAUGUUUAUUGAUUAUACGUAUUUAAAAAUCAUAAAAAAUAUACAUCAUUUUCGAAGAUAUAAUACCGAUUUAUAUAAAGUUAAAACGGAGAUUUCCAAAAUGUAUCUAUAAACUUAUUGUUUAAGGCGCACGUGACAUUAGCAUAAUAGGCAUGUUUGUCACUGACGCAGAAAGGGUUAAAAAAAAAAAUAAAUAUUUUAUUAAACUAUAGUUUUAAUUUGAAAAGUUAACGGUUGUCACUUAUUAUACUUAUAGUUAGAUAAUGUUUUAACUGGAAUUCACCGUAGUAUAGCGGUAGUGAAAUACAAAAUAGUAUAAAAGCGCAUAAAUAUUCUCGAUCUGAAAACUGCUGUAUAAGUUAUAUUAUCGAACGUUUACAAAAUAUCCUGCGCAAAAUAACAAAAUUACGAUAAUCAUUUCCGUUCUCUGUUUAUAAAUUGCAAUUUUUUUAAUUUAAACUUUCUAUUACCAUCGUUACUUACACAUUUCCACAUUUUACGGAUUUAAUAAUUUUGAAAAGUCUCGAGUGUAUUACGCGUAUACAUUAAUAUGACUUGAUUUGCAUACAAGAUGGCGUUUAUAUAAUAUUGCUGCAUUGACACUAAACGAGUAAAAUACCUUUAUAGAAUAAUAUAAUGUUGUUCAAUUCGAAUAGCAAUACUCGAGCCAAUCAUUACGCGUCCAUAUUAAAAAAUAUCGAUCAAAUAUUAUUCAUUGGUACGUUAUAUACGUUCCAUUCAAACGAGAAAAAACUAUUAUUAUUGCGUAUUGGCCAAGAUAAAUUAAAAAUAUAAUACAUUUAGAUACGAAGUCUAGAUGUUUAAAAACAAUAAUAACAGAAUUUAUCGGUUACAUAAUAAUCAUAAAAAAAAUAAUGUUCUACCUACAUGUCACGUAGGUUCUUUUAUUAUGUUUUCUCGUCUAUAAAUAAGUUAAAACAAAACAAACACUAAAUUAUUUUUUGAAAGCUUAAUGAAUAAUAGUGCGUGAAAUUUUAUGUUGUGUGGAAAUUAAUAUUUUAUUUAAAUAGUUUAUUUAACUCGGUUUUUUUUUAAAGUAUCACACGAUAAUAAUUUUAAAUUAUAUUUGUUUUAUACUACCACGGUUAAUUCAUUAACUGUAUAUGCUGAAUUAAUUAUUGGUAAUUUUUAUUACAUUAUCAGUUGCAGAAACAAUUAUUGUAUUUUAUUAAUUAUAUUGAUAUUAGAUUAGAUUGUCGUAUACUAAUUAUUUUUACUAUUCGGAAAUAAUUUUUUUUUUUUUUUUAAAUUCUGUGUAAAACCUCUAAGUGUGGCAAAGAAACUAUUGUUGUUUUACUUUUACUUCGAUGUAUAUUUUCCUCUUGCCGGAAAAAAACUUUUUCGGUUAGUGAAUUAUUUCACUUAAUACCUUAAAAGGUGUGAAUAUUAUGGCUAACAGUACUUUAUUUAAUAAACAUUUUGAAAUUCCCAAUUUCUUUCAAUUUUUCUAAACAAUUGAACAACUAAAAUCAGAUGACGCUGGUUUUAGUUUUGUUAUAAAUAUCAUAAAUAAAUAAUAAAUAAAAAAAUAUCAUAAAUAUCAUUAUUGAAAAAAAAGUAAAGUCAAGUAAUACCGACUGCCGAUUUAAUCACUUUUCGGAUUAGUUUUUUCAGUUUAAUACUAUCUCGUCUAAAACUAAAAUGCUAUGUUUUAAUCGUCCGUAUAGUGUUGUGAUUUAUUCAUGUCAUAAUAAAUUCGCUUUUUUUUUUGUAAACAAAUAUCCGUAAUUGAAUUAAUUUUGUAGGCACAUAUUUUUAUUCAUAAAAAAAACCUGAUGAAUUAUGUUUAACUAUAUUUUUUUGUCGUAAAUUAAUGCCAUGUUAUUUUGGUCUUUCAUUUUUCAAAAAAAAUGUUCAAAUUGUUUGUGAUGACAUUACAUCGCUAUAUUAACCUAAAACAACGGUUAUAAAUAUGUAAUGUUAAAAUUAAUACGUGUUAAAUAUUUAAACAAAUGAAAAAAUAGUGAUAAAAAAUGUCUCAUUUAACUAACCAAAUUGUUCACGAAAUGAGUAAAAAUAAAUUUAAAAAAAAUAUAAAUUUCGAAAAUUGCAUGAUUAAUAAUAUUUAAUAUGAUAAAUUAUUUUACAAUCGAAACGUAUAGUUGAUUUAUGAUGGUUUAUAUUAUUUAUAUUAUUAAAACAUGAAUUAUGGACUCGACAACAAAGAAACUGUAGCGUAAAAACACUAUAUUGAUUAUUUAUAUUAAAUUAUAUAGGUACCAGUGGCGUAUUUACGGCGGCGUAGGCGUACCCCUAGAAUCUACUUGCGGAGCGAGAAAAAAAAAAAAAUUUAAAACCGGAUAAAUGUUUCUGCUACUUUGUUGAUGAGUUAGUUAUAAACUAACAAAUUAUACAAUGUAUUAUAAUCCUUGUGCUAUUAGGUUUCCAAGCUGCGGCUGAAUAUCAACCGCGAUAAAUGAUAGCUAUGAUGAACAAGAAUUAACUGCACAGAAAAACCGAUUUUUGACGGAUUACGGUUAGUUAUGGUUAGACGGUUGGAAAUUACAUACAUAUUUAAUAGCGAAUGCUCUCCGAAAAAUACCUUUAGAUAUGUGCUUAACGGUUGUAUAUCCUUCUUUCCCCGCCCGGAAGAAUUUGAAAAUACGCCAUUGAUAGGUACUAUCGUUAUUAUCCGCACUGGCUUACUGACUUAUAAUCUAAUAUUUUUUUCAUUUGUUCCGGUUCAAUAACACAAACGUUUUUACGAAAGAGGUCCGAUAAAUACAGAAAUCAUAUUAUUUUAAUGUUAUCUUUUGUUCUCACCCACGUGUGAACCGGUUUUCGUCAACAUUAGAGGUAGUUUUUGGUAGCGAAUUUUGUCUAGUUUGUGCAUUAGCGGUGAGGGGGUGAUCAUUUUUUGAUAUCCCUCGUAUUUGUCCUGUUAUAAUAACGAGGGGAAAAAACGAAAAUGUGAAUAGUUUACGUUUUUCAGGCUAAUCUACCGUCUGUAUGGGUUUGUAUUGAAAUUUGACCGCCGCGGUGGACGGUGCACCGUCCCGUUUUCCAAUCAAACUAAAUCGAUUUUAUUGUAAUCCGGUGAAACAUAAUCGUAGGUACCUGUAACUUUCAUCGAAUACUUAUGUUAGCACUUUACAGAUGUGGUAUCAUUUUUGAAACAUUUUGGACUUUUUUUGGAUUAUUCGUAUAGUAAUUUGACAUUUUUGAGCUAUUUUUUUUGGCUUCGUAUAAAUGUUUGAGAAUUUUUAUGUAAGGUCCGCGCUUAUAAAUUGUUCUUACUGAUUGCACAUUUGGUUUCACUUAUUAUAUUUUAUUAGCAAAAACGUAUAACGAUAUUAGUUUUAGCUAAAUUUAGUUUUGUAUACAUAUCGUUUUAUAUUAAUUUAUAACUCAUGAAAACCUGAACACGAUUAAUCAAAAAAAAAAAAAAAAAAUAUAUUAAUAUUAAACUGUCAAACAUUUCGAAAUCCUCGAGUAUUAAACAUAUUUUGAUUUAUUUGUAGUCCGCGUUGAAAAACUUUAUUUCCGUAUUGCAGUAGUAUAGACACAUACAUUUACAAAAAAUAUGAAUGUCAAUAUUAUAAUAUAUUUUAUUGUACAAUAUGUUCAACAUAUUUCUUGAAUAUUUGUCAGUAUCAAAGAUUUAUAGCUAUAAUUUUCAAAGGCGUUUGUCGUUUUUUGUCUUUGUCACGGGCAAUAUUUAAAAAAAAAUAACUGAUACUGGGAAUGGGAGCGGCCACUGUUGUAGGUGAGAAGUUGGGAAGCUAGGAUGCAUAAGGUUAUUUCAUUUAUAUCCCUAAGCAACGAUAAACCAUUGCUGACGAAAGCCGAUUCCGAGCGCAAUUUGAUAGUAUAUAAUUUGAAAUGUCGUAUUUUUUUUUUUUGCAAUUUUCGUUAAAAUUUGAUUUUAAAACGCUCAUAAAAAUAAAAAAAAAAUUCGUCUGAUGAUUUUUGGAAAUUUUACCACGUCUAGUUAAGUUCAAUAUAAGUAUUAUUACCAAGGUUUAAGUUUCUAAAAGGUAUCUUGUGAUUUUUCGAUUAAUUUUUAUAAAAUUAUGAAAUCGUAAAAUUGUACGUUUUUCUAUGUUUUUUCCUACUCGCGUGCUUUUAUUUCAAAAUCGGUGUCAAAAAUCAAAAAAAUGUCUCGUUUAAAGUACAAUCUAGACAACUUGAGCUUACAGAAAAAUCGCCGACCCCGUCGGCGUUACAAUUCCCUUAUCGGUGAACUACAGUAUGUAAGGUUCAAAAAAAUCGUAGUUUUAAUUUUAUGUUAAUAUUUCUAACGAAUCCGGAAAGACUUUGAAAUGUCGUCAACUACAAAUUACUCAAUUAUCAUAGGUGAUUUACAAUAUAAUAUCUUUAAAACCCAUUUCAAAGGCCCGUUUGGUUUGUUUUGCGUCAGCACAUUUUUCGGAUACAUUACCCGAUAUUUAUAUAAAAAGACCGAAGCGGCAUUUAACGCCAACGGCCGUUCUACAGUGUUCUAUAAAAAAUAUAAUGUUUUGCGUAACGCUACACCCGCGUCCAUUAUUGUGCAUUUCUGAGAUCUUAUAUACGGCGUUUGAACUAUAUGUUAUCGUGCGCUUGUUGUUCCACGUAGAACUUUUAUCUGCAACACGCUAAAACAUUAUCGUUUUUCGGGACACCGUUUUGUUUCGACGACGGUCGGUAAAAAUAUGUAUUGUCUUUAUCAUAUUAUUAUUAUCACAGUAUAUAUGUAUGCGUUUCAUAACAAUAAUGUAUUAUAGCGAGUGAACGCUGACAACCGCGUCCAUAGAUAUUAUUAUCGUUAUUAUUAUUCCGCAUUUUAUCAGUGGCCGUUCGCAGUCACUGCACACGCGUUUGUUAUCGGUGAAUUACCGUAUAAAUAUUCGGCGAAAUGUACGACGCUUUUUGAAAAAAAAAAAAAAAAACUACAAACACAAAUACGAAAAACCCCAGUUUUGUUUACAUUUUACCAAUAGACGUUGUUUUAUUUUAUUGUUUUUUAAUGCCGCGGUCAUUUCGACCCAUCGUAACCGCGGAAUGUUCGUAUUUUCAGCAUUAUCAGCUAACGACACACGCCGCACAAUAUAGUUAACCGUAUUGACAACAAUGAAAGUUCACUCGAGAGAUAUACGUACAGUCGACUCUCGAUAAUUCGAAGUUGGCGGAACUUAUGAAACAUUUCGAAUUACCGAGAGUUCGAAUUGCUGAGUGGUUCGAAAUUUCGAGAGGGCAAGAAAACAAUUUGAAUUACUGAGUUAUGAAAAAAAAAAUAAAACAAUUGCAUUGUUACUAAACUUUUCAUCGAAUUUGGCAGUAUAUUAUAAUUAUUUAUUGUUUUUUUUUUUUUUUUAAAUUUAUUAUGUAUAUUAAACGUAUCAAUAAUAAUAAUAAUUCGAAAGUUAUCCGAAAUGAUAACCUAAAUGUGUAUAUAAAUGGUAAAUUAUUAACGAUAAGAUAUCACGAGAAACACGUUUAGUGAAUAUACUUCGAACUGCCGAGCGUUAAACGGAUGCAACUUCUAUAAUAGUUGUCGCGUGUCGGCGGCUACUAUUCCCUACGAUUUUACUUACCAAAUGUUUCGAAUUACCGAGAGCCGUCCGUGUUAUACAAUUGUGAUUCGCAUUUAUUCGACACGAUUUUAACUCAACACUCUGACACAUUGUUAUAAUAGUUACGCGCAAUGUCGAAAACGCGAAUGUCACAAUGGCAUUGCGGCUCUCCGACAAAUACCGGCCCGCAAUGAUGACUGUUUAUUGUUUCUUCGUUUCGAAUCUGAUUAAAUUAACGUAACGCCGUCUGGUCGUGUGUGGUUUUCAAAACACGCCUAAAUUUGCAUAAUAAAUACAAACACCAGCUAUGGCAUAACACCAAGAACGCGCUUGUGAAUACAUUUCAUUGAACGCAAUAAAAUGACGAUUGCAGCCCGCUAAAUGGCUACUAUACGCGGAUUGUGUGUAUACUCGUAUAUGAAAUAGGCGUAUGUUUUUUUUUUUUUUUUUUCUCAUUUCCAACGCCGAACGAAUAAUUCGGUUUGUUAAGCUAAUGAAAUAUCUAGUUUGACUCGUUUUUCGUAUCUACGAGAAGACGAAUCCGAGAAUUUUCUCCGAUAAAACGGAAUGUUACCUAAACGCGCGCGAAUUAAAUCGAAAUACUUCGGUCUCGAAUCGGUUUGUGUAGCACCAAAACUGCAGCCCACCACAACCGUAAACCGCACGUUCGUUUGAAAUUUAAUUUAAAUUGGGUUUUAACGAAUAAAAAUUAGUCGAUAAUCGUAAUUUUGUUUUCGUGAUUAUAAAACAAUACUAUUUUUCGGUUAAAGUUUAUCGACAAAUAUUUUUAGUAACCGAACUUAACUUCGCAGAACUUGUGCUCUACUAGAUAAUGACGGUAACGCGAACCAAAAGUAUUUUAGACGCCGGAAUAAAAAUACCGCGAAAAGGUAUAAUUUAAAAGUGGUAAAAAUACAAGAAUAUUCGAAUAGGUGCUCAACAAGACCGCUUGUUAUUAAAAUGGCAUGUAGAAAAAGUGGCGUGGCGAAUAGGUCAUUUCGUUACGGUCACCCGUAGUAAACAAUGCGGGCGGCGGGCGAGUAGGUAGGUAAUCGGCAUAGACCUAUUAAUAACAUCGCCAGUAAUAUUAUCAUGGGGCAUAAGUUUUUAAUGCGGUUAUUUCAAUUUGAAUAACAAUAUGAUAUGUUUAAUAAAAAUGUUUAAACUUGUUAUACUUAUAUUGAUAUUUAAUUACUUAGUGAAACGAUAUAGUCAAUUUUACUAUAAUUUUUAUUAAACACAUUUUUAAUGCAUUUUAGUUAGCGGAGGUACAAGUUUCAAAGGGUGUGCGGGUAAGUAGCUAAAAUGUAUGUUCGCUCCUAGUAAAUAAAAUGCUGUUGCCACGUCACUGUAUAUAGAAAUACAAUAUCGUCGGAAUGGAAAAUCGUUGAAACGCGCAUUACAGAAAAAAAAAACCAGCCUAUAGAAAAUAUAUACGAAUUACGUAGGCCGGAUAAGAUACACAGUACACAUUCCGUUCGUAUAUAUUAUAAUGACAUGCGGCAAUCAAAAAGGCAUUAUAAUGUUUACAAUAAUAAAAAUAAUAAUACGCUCACUCGGUAUAUACAUAUGAAUAUUUUUCGCGGAGUCAAAUAUACGAGAGUAGGCCUUUUUUCCCGGGACGACGCCGUUUGCCGCGAUCUCCUCGAGGUUUUGCGUCGGAAAUCCGCUCGCGCACCACUCGUAUUAUUAUAAUUUACCGACCGAUUUAUUCCGGCGGCGGGCCGUUUCUUGUCGCUGCGUCGUUUUCGCGCCGACUCUUACGCUCGCACGUAUUUUCCCGUGUUUAUACGCUCGUUCCGAUUUCCGUUCACCCGAUUGCCCCGCGAACCGGAAGCGGAAACGCUGUUAAAACAAAAGCCGACGCGUUACACCCGGCCGCGUACACUAGUCACCGCCGCGGGCGAACCCCCGUUUUCGGAAAACGCGGCAUCGGCUAUACCCGCCGAGACCCGCUACACAAUGUACACACAUAAUACGCAGGUUAUUACACCUCUCUCAUGUUCAGAAUUUAAAAUACGCCCGUAAGCACACACGAUACAAUAUACGAUUGCGAUACGACGAUCGGCGUUAAGACGUUUAUUUUAUUCUUCUCGGUUCGAGUUUUGUGGCCAAAGCCCGUAGUAAUGUCAAAAAAAAAAAAAAAAACACGGGCGCUAUAAUUCUGUGUACGUCAUCGUCCGUGUAAACACGUGAAAACGUGCAAUUCCGAACGUCAAAGCCGGGCUCGAUUUAAUUUGGACGUAUCUCUGAAAAUCGAAUUCGACGUGACACGUUUACGCGUUUAGAAUACAGAGUACCCUCUGGAAACAAAACACGCGCGUCGUGUUAUAGUUUUGUAAGGUAUCGCGAUGCACACAUGCACGAGUCGAAUCGAAUUUUAAUCGAAAAAUAAAAUCGUUAUACGAAACACGAAAUGUUCAAUAUAUUUGUUCGUCGGCCCGUUCGUUGGUCUGAAUUUUACUCCGGGGAUUUCUGUAUGAGUAUAUAGUCAUAUUGAUUUGGAGUCCGGAUUUAUGUGCACCUAAAAUUCACAAAAUGAGCGCUUAUAAACGUCAAAAAAGCCCCCCCCAAAAAAAAAAAAAAAUACUUAAAAAUAUUUGAAGAGUAUGAAAGAAAGCGAAAAUAGUAGACGGGAGACUUCUAACCCCUCUAACAUUUUUGCUAUUUUAAAUGCUUUUUUUUUGUGGAUUUUAAGGGCAUAUAAAUCCGGUCUCUAGACUCAUUAGUAUAUAUUUGGACUACAAAAAACCGACAAUUUUUUCGUCCUUCUUUGGAAAACGGCGUUUUGGUUGUAAGUUAUGGAAAUUACUUGCAAUUUUCAAUUUCUUAUCUUUAACAAAACGAUAUUAUAACACAUGUCGUCGUGAGUUAUGUACGGAAAACCGAGCGAAAUCUAUCGAUAUUAUUACAUAAAAUUAAAAAUUAAACAAAUUUCAUAGCAUAACGUUUAAAAAUCUUACAAAAUGCGGAUACUGAACAGUAAAAUAAUAUUAAACUCUAAAAUAGUACGAAAAUAAAUAUAAAUCACCCGCUAUAGAAUACCAUCUCGUUUCCCAACUCGUUAAAAAAAAAAAAACAUUAGAAUUUUUAAUGCAUUUCGAAUGCGACUAUGCCAACGAUGUUAAAGUAUUAUUAUUAAUAUUUUUUUUUUUUACACGUUACAAUUCGUAUUCGUUUUAAUUUCUGAUAUUAAAUGUGUAACAAAAAAGUGUAUGCACUAAAAGAUGAUAUCCUCGCAGUUAGCCAAUUUUCGCGGACUUCAGUUUUUUUUUAUUUUACGUUAUUACGUUAUUUUCGACGAAAAACAGUUUCGGGCAUAGAACAAGCAUAAUUAUAAAUAAUCUUCUCGAAAUAAUUAGAUAGACUCAUCGCGGUCUUAUUACCACUAUAUAAGAAAAUUUGUUUGGGGGGUUUUUUUUUUUUUAUAAAACAAAACAUUUUUUUUAUCGUAAUUUUAAUAAACUAUUAGUGAAACAUUUGUAUUUUUAUCAGUCGAGGAAUAACAGCCGUCGGAGUUUUAUAGGGAAACAAACAUACAGAGUAUUAUGAAAUCUGAACGUUAUUUAUUUAGAAAUGAAGCUUGUUAAUAGUUUCUCGGUUUACUUAAAACGAGAAAAGGAUCCGGUAAGUCAUCCGAAACUGGACAGAAUUUCGUAAGUGAUUUGUACCUGACUUACCCGGUUAUUUUUCCUGAUAACGUGUCAGUUUUCCCGACUUGUCCACGUUAUUUCGGCUUCACGCGAAAUGUUAUUUUAUUAUUCGCUUCAUUUUUUAGACUUUAGCGAUUCGACUUAAUUUGAACUUUCGAAUUUGUAAACAAAUACAUUUAUAACGUUUCAGAAUUAAAAACCAAUUUUUCUCUGAUCGAAAAAAAAAGCGAAUUACCGUCCGGUUCAAUUCGCAUACCUACCUCUUUAUCCUUCAAAAAUAAUUGAAACAAAAUUAAUUCGCUUAAUUCAAUUGUAUUUGAUAGUAUUGUAAUAUUAUAUUUGUUCAUAAAAACUAUUACUGACUCUGUACAAAAAAAAAAAAAAAACGUAAUAUAAUAUACGAGUGUAUAUUUCAUACAUCGAGUUAUGCUAACAAAAUUACGACUUACAGGAAUGUUCAAAUUGGCCGUUGUUCGUAAGCCAUCAUUACGAUAUGGGUGCGGGGUGUGUGUGUGUUUUUUGUUUGCGAUUUCGAAAGCGUAAAUAAUUUUUGUUUAUUGACUUUUUGUAUUAGAGGAUAUUCGGGGAGAGCUUUAAAAAUAUUAAGUAGUUAUUAUCGCGAACAAGUUGAACGUGUAAUUUUUUAAUUAAUGAAAGUGUCUGCGCCAGACGUGCGGUGCCGCUGUUAAACUUAUAGUUUGUCGGUCUUCGGAGAGCGGACGAUAACUUCGUUUCAGAACACAGAGUUUAUAUUAUACGAGCAUUAUAUUAUUAUUAUAUUAAAGUCUCUAAAUAAUAAAAAGUAAACUGCAGACUGGUGUCCAAUGCAAACGUUGCGAUAUGUAUAACUAGACAAAUACAAAUUAAUAACAGUACAUUUUAUGAUAAAUACUAUUCUAAAAUAAUCGUUUUAUUUUCUAUUCUAUUUUUUUUUUUUAUUAGUUUAACUAAAAUAUCGAGAGGGCGUGCACUGUCCCCGUUCCUACAAACGCACGCCAUUGCGAAUUUGUUUUCAACAGGGGCAACCUUGUGUCGUUAGUUAGCACAGCGAAUCGACCUAUUAUCAAAUUUAAUGAUAAGAACCUUAUCUUGUGCGUCGAUGUUUUGUCGAUAUUUGAAUAAUUCUUAAGAAUGACACGAGUAUAUUAUACGUGAAACACCACUGUUUAUAAGUCGAUUUAAAAUUAAAAUAUCGAACGUAUAACACAGAUAAUUAUGUUCUUGCUUUAUGUUUGACGACAAGUCAAUUUGCUCUAAUAUUGAUACUGACGCGACGGUACAAAGUUAUCCCUGCUGAACGUUAAUUUUUUAUGUCGUACGUUUGUCAGAGACGGAGACAAUACACGCGGAUCCACACGAUGUCUUUAACAAACUCAGCUCGUCGUAAUAAUAUUCUAUUGUCAAUAAGUGAUUUUAUUUCCGGUAGCGUAUCAAUUUUUACGAGCUAAAUUUUUAUUCGGUGUUGUAUAUUAUGACUAGAGUGGAUGUAAUAUAUACCUAUGAUUUUGCUUAUAUUUAUCGGCUGGUCAAAAAAACAUUUAGUUUAUAACAAAAUGCGUUUGAUGACCUAAUGAUUCUGCGUACACAACAUUUUAUUUUGCAUACUUUGGCGUUUUUCGGUGACUUUAUGGCAUAUUUUAAGGAUUUUUGUUUCGUUACAUUUUUUUGAGAUAUUUUCAUCAUGAUUAUUGUUGUUAUUAUUAUAUUUAGACCAUAUUUUUUUAAUGGUAUAUUUUGGUAGUUUUGGUAUUUUUAGUGAAUUAUAUAUCUGCAUUCUGCACACAUAUUUAAAGGUUUUCAGGACGUACGAAUAUCGCUCCUAAUUAUUGCUGUUAUUUCUGCACGUAGUUCAAACGUUUUUCACGCCAGUGUUUGAAUUUAUUGUCGUACACCACACGAGACCUAGAAUAUACCUAUUAUCGAAUUCGAAUUUUAAAUAUUUUUAUGAUUCCGCCGUAAACAAUAUCGAAUAAUACGAAAAAGUUUUUGUUAAAUAAAUAAAAAAAAAAAAAAAAACAAAAGUUACAUAAAACCGAAAUAAUUCGAUUGAAACUCGAGAGUUUUCCGUCUCUGUAUAAUAAUAAAUGAAUCGAACGAUAAAUUAAACGCGUUUUUGUUCAACGCCCGAAAUGACCACCGCUACAAAUAUAAGCAAAACGCUCGUAUAAAAUCGCGUGAAUUACAAAAGAUAAUCAAAACUGCGCAGUUCUACUGUUAUAUUUUCUGUGUUUUUGUCGAAACGCUCUCGCAAACGUCGUGGUCGUCGUCUGACAAACCGUUAUUAGAGAAAAAUCAAUGUCGAUUUCUUAUUUUGUAAGCUUAGAUUACUCUGUUUUUUUUUUCAUCAGUUGAAGACCAGUGUUCUAAUUUGGGCGGGAGGGAGGAGAUAAGAGAGAACGCAGGAAAACUCCGUGUAUCUUAACAUAUUUUUCAGACAAUUUAGCGUACCUUUACUAUUUAUUUUAAGUGGGGCACGUAGACCGGUACAUAUUUUUACAUUUUUAGCCAAAUAAUUUAUAAUGUAAAUUCCUAUAUCAUGCUUAACUAAAUUUUUACGACUAACGAUAAACCUUAAAUUUUCGAGCUGGACCAAAACCAUUUUAAUCACACGAAACUAAAUUAAAACCUACACAAAUUAAAAGUUCAAAAUGUUUAUAAAAAACUGAAAAACGCCCAGAAUGUUUUGCUAUACAUAAAUGUUCGGUGAAAUGUGCAGUCUACGAUUAUUUUUCACUAAAUGACAGAAACCGUUAUCGAUUUAAUAUUAUUAUUUUCCUGACGUUUUUCUCGGUCUUUUCCGAAUAUUGAGAAAUCAAGAGAAAAAAAUGCCUGAAAAAAUUACCUCCUCAUUGCAUCGACAACCGUAAACCGUAAAAAAAAACAUAUUCCAUAGUAAAUCAAUCAUUAGAGUAUCUACUCUAAAAUAAAUAUAUAUAUGUAUACUUAAAAUGUUAGCCAGCAGUAUAGCGUUGAUAAGUUUUUUGAAGUUAAACGUUUUUAUUUUUCGUAAAUAUUAUUAAUCAUUGAAUUAUGCUUGAAAAUUGGUAUAGUAAGGAGGUGGCGAAAGUGAAAGUCCCCUACGGGUACAAUAAUUGCAAUGAACGUUAAUUUUAUUUAAGUCUUUUAUUUUUCCAUUUCGAGCAUCGGUUAAAGGACUCUAUUCACUGAAACGACGCUUUUUUGAUUUACCGCCGAAUUGUACGCGGUUAUUUGUCGAAUACGAUAAAAUACGCAUAAAAACCCUAAACCCUUGCGAUUCGGGCAAUCGCAUCGGAAAUAAAACUCCGCAAUCAGACUCGCACAUUAAUGCGGUGAGUUUAGUCUCCGAUAAAAAUAAUAAUAGUUCACCGAUAAAUUACGAAUCAAUUUUUUUUUUGACAUUUUUUAAAACAAUAAAAACAUGAAUUAUUGUCUCACGACAGAGGUUCCUGGCCUAUUUCGACUCACGGCACACUUAAUUAUUUUCUAAAAGUCCGGAGGCACCCUAUGGCCUAUACUCUAUACUGAAUACGCAAUAGUUAUAUAUCGUCUACUUAAGUUUAUAUUUUGUAACUUCGGUUUUGUUUAGCUAAGUGCCUUAGUACAAACAAAAGUAGUACGCAUAUACACAUAUUACACUUUAUAAAACAAAUUAUUACAUUGAACAUUAACUAUAUAUUUUAUAUUUAAUUGUUAUUAUAUAAUAAUAUUAUUUGAUUAUCAAAAUUAAUAAAAAAUUAGGUAACUUAUGGGACUAAUGUUACUAACUUGACACUUGGGCUUGUUUUUUUUUAUGUUUACAAGAGUAGAAAAUCCUUGUUCACAUACAUAUGACGUCGAAAAAUUCAGUGAUAUUUUCAUACAGCAACGGAACCAGUAUGGAAAUUAAAAUAAGAUUGAACAUCGCAGUAUUACUAUGUACAAAUUAUACGUAUUAUAUAAUUAAUAUAUUAAAUUAUACACAAUAGGUGUUAUACUAUAAAGUAUAGUACUAUGAUCUGUUUUAUUACUCACAGUGCUGUAUUUUUCAUGAAGUCGUUUUUAAAAAAAAAUAUGUAUAUAUAUUUCAAAUAAUUUCGCGGCACCCUAAAUUUAAGUUCGUGGAAUUCAAGUUGAGAACGCCUGUCUUACGGGCACCUACUACCAGGACAUCGCGAAGUGGACAUUUGUUUUUAGACUUUCAGAUUGAGAAAGAGGACCACGAACGGAUACGCGUUAAUUUCAACGGAUUUUUUUUUUCUAAUGAAAAUUAAUCGCUUUUAAAAAAUUGUUUUCUGCUAUGGAUAUUAUACAUAUCAAAAGUAAUUGUCGUCGUUAUACGUACGUGUUUGUUUAUAAAAACAUUUUUAUUGUUUUUUGAAAAAUUUGAAUAUAGCCAUUUUAUAGAGUUUAUUCUUCUAAAAACAUUGACGUGUAAACUUUUGAUUUUUAUUACAUUUGUGAUGUUUAAUAAUUUUCUAAAAUUCAGAGGAAAAAAAUGUACAGUUAAUUAUUAGCUAUGAUGAAAAUAAGAAUAAAAAAUUAUUAGCGAAUGAGAUUACAUUCUGCUGCAUUAUAAGUACUUUUUUCUGAACUAUAAAAAAAUAUUGAAAAUGACAAAUUUAAUAAAAAUUAAUAGUUAAUACGUCAAAAUGUUUAAAAGAAUAAACUCCAUAAAAUGGCUAUUUUCAAAUUUUUCAAAAAUAAUAAAAUAAAAGUUAUUCUUUUAAAUUUUUCAAAACUUCUAUUAAUAUAUAAAAAAAAAAAAAUUAGAAUUUGAUUAUCUUUAUUAUCUUCGAAGAUAUUGGUAAUGGAUCCAUCUUCGUGGGAUACUCUGUAUUGAAAUUUUCGAAUUUUCUUUUAUGUCGUAUUAUUUACUUACGAAACAUCGAAAUACGAUGCUCCAAUCAGAAGUUUUCUAAAAACAAAAAAAUCGAUUUUAUUUUUUUGUCAUUAUUUAUUGUGGAGGGAAAUAUUUUAUUGUUAAAGUAUCCAUGUAAUACGGUUAUAUAUAUUCACAAUAUAUUAUAUUAUAUUCAACCGAUGAUAUUGUAUUCGGAACGUCAAAUUAUAAGUGAUGAAAAUAUACGAGUAUAAUAUUCUACUUUUGUAUAGUUUCUUAUUGUUGAUAAAUUUUAUGCUUUCCGAGAAUAUUUGGUUAGGUAAUAAAUUGGAUUUUUUUAAAAAAAAACGACUAAACCGAAUUUAUGACCCGGUAAAAUUCGUAUUAUUAUUAUUAUUAAACGAAUACAUUUCAUACUUGCCGAGUCUGUCUUUCGAGUUUGUAAAAUAUUAACACGAGAAAAUUACAUUAUUGCACUGGUAAAUAUUAUAUUGUCGUUAAUCGAAUGUUUGUCAGUUAUCAGCUAUAUUCAAUUAAAACGCAAUGUAUUCGUAUGCGAAAAAUAUCAUGGAUGAUGAGGCAAGACGAGAGCCGCGGGGAAGAGGAAAAAAAUGUGUGGCCCGAGGUGGAGAAAACGGAAAAUUCGUGAUGAACUGGGAGUUUCGGGCGAGAACAAAUAUAACAUGCGUCCGACGAAUCCACUUCGACGACGGUUAGGUCAGGUUUGGUCAGGCCAGGUUUGUUUGUCGGCGAUAACGUGCAACGUAAUUAUUAUUCGGAUAUGGUUGGAGUAUAGACAUUUUUCUUUAUGCUGUCAACCGUUUUUUUUUUCAUUAUUCGGUGUACGUAGAACGGUUUUGACAAAACUGUUUUUAGGCGAAUUGAUUCGCUUUAUUUUUAAGAUUAUUAUUAUUAUUAUUAUUAUUUUUUCUUUUUCGUAUAAUACCACGACAAAUGAAAUAUAACGCGGACGGGACGGUAUCAUAAAUUCGUUUAAAAAUCCGAGCUUAACGUCAAAAGAUCCGCCCGCACCAGAAACUAUAUAAUACGAAACGUUUGUGCAGUGUAUAAUAUAGCGAUGUGAUUAACUACUGUCGAGUGUACUCGAGUUGACUGUGGGACAUAUUUUCGUGUAUAAGAAAGUACGAAAAUAUUGUUUAACGUUAUUAUUUAGUUGAUUGGAGGCGUUUUAUAAAUCGCGUGAUUAUUUCGAGAAUGUAAUUGAAAAAUCCACAGGAGUUCGGCGAAAAUAAUAUGAUUUGCACUAUACCUACAGUGUGCAGCAGUGGGGCGAACGUGUGCGAUUUAUUAUGAAAAUAAUUAAAACGGACGCGGUAUUCAAGGUGUUUUAAACGAAAAUAACUCCGCGUAUCAAACGUAACCACCAAUCGGUAAGUAUUCCAGCGCUAUCGGUAUUUCGGUGCACCUAACGGAUUGUUAUAAUUCGUUUGAAAACGGGAUUCAUUCGGUUCCAGAAACGUCAUAAAUGAUAUAUUGUUGUAUAAGAUAAGCAUAGCGGAUAUUAUAUUUUUAAUUUAUUUUUUCUCAUUUACAAUACCGUAUUUUAAUAAACGACUGAAUUUUUUUUUUUUUUAUUUUACAACGCAGGUAUUUAAACGGACGUGUUUUGAAAAUAUUUUAAGCCAAACGUUCUAGAGAAGUUCAGACGAUAACGAUUCGAGUUGAUAUUUUUUUAAUUGGCUGUAUAAUAUUUUCUUUAUUUGUAUAGUUGUACCAAGAUAAACGGGUUGUUUUUCAAUUAUAAUUGUUUAGCUCAAAAAUUCGAUAUAAGGUUCCUCAUAAGUUGCUUAUGAGUUGUUUUUCGAAAAAAAUUCAAGAUUUUAGUUUAUCUGUCUGUUGACGACUUUUCUUUCGGGAAUAUUGCUCCGAUUAGCAUAUUUUAUGAAAGAAAAUUCUAUCUUGUUGAAGAAGUUAUGUUUUUGCUUUUUCUCGCAGUAUUUAUUCUCAAUCAUUGGGAAAACCGAGAAAAGCGUAUAAGAAAACCGGUCGAAUUUACGACAGUAACUAUUUCUUUUUUUUUUAUAUACCGGAAAUCUGCUUCGAAUUUCAAGCAUUAGAAGAAUUACAAGAAUUAGUAUCGUUUCCGAAAGGAAAUUUUGUAAUUAGUGCAAUCCGGUUUUUGAUUUUUUUACAGGGUUAUUGUUUAGAUAUUGAAGAAAAUCGUAAAAAUCAUCAACAUUAUCACAAAAUAUUUUUUGAAUUAAUGCGAAUUAAAUUACAUUUUACCGAAUACAAUUAAUAAAAUAUUAUGUAUACUAACACGGCUAAUAAAAUAUUUUAUUCGUUUAAUUACUAUAAAUCGAUAUUGCAGUUUUUAAUGUUUUUUUAUUUUAUCGUUUCCGAAUAUCCCGGUUUAAGAAUAUAUAAUAAUAAUAUUAUGUAAUCGUAUGCAAAGUAUUAUAGUUUUGUCAUUUUGAAAAUGCUCGUAUAAUAACAAUGCACGGCAGUAUCGUAUUUUGUAAAUACUAAUUCCAACUUUUUAAAUAAAUUUUUGAGUCAGUACGAAUUGAUCUAGUAAAAUAACGAAAAUACAAAUUAAUCUAAUGGCUAACAAUAACGGCGUGGGACAUGAAAAAAACUAAGCACUCAACUCGAAAAAAAAAAAAAACAUUUUUAACAAAAAGCAUUAAAAGCAAUUUUUUGGAAAGUGUUUUGCGAAUUUCGAAAAAUGUUUCUAAUAAAUCAUCAUCAGGCGGAUGAUUCACAUCUUUCGAGUUAGGUCAGAAAAUCGGAGCGGAAUUUUUACUAAUCGAAAAGUGAAAAAACAAAUGCACGUCUUUUAACACCCCUUCCGGUACACUGAUUAAAAUACUGGUUUUAAAAAGAAAUUCGACUAUACUUUCGGAAGAAUCUUGUAUAAAAUACGCGUUCGGUCUUGCGUUCCACUUAGCGUUAAUAUGAUUCAAACAAAACAAAAAAUAAAUUUAACGAAAACUACCGGAGUCACUAUUUUUCGUCCUAUGCGCCAUAUAGCACUACUAUUCAGUACAUACCGAUCACAGAGAUAAUAGCUGUUGUGCACUAUGAUAAUAAUAAUAAUAAUAAUAAUAUGAUGCUUUUUUUUUUUUUUUUUUUGUCGACAGUAUACGUCGUGUUGGGAAAUUACUACGAUCACACCGGUCUCAUCGUGGCGAUGGACGAAAUGGAUUUAUUCAAAAACGGUAAGUAAUUUUUCUACCCUUUAUCGGGGUGUUCUCGUCGUUAUUUUCGAUUUUAUGACCGUAUUUCGCAAACGUUUCGGUUUUUAAUUUCCGUUCGGGAUACAUUAGGUAGUUAUUAUUUUUUUCGUUUUCCGUUCGGCCGGCCGUCCGAAUCGGCUUUGUAGCGAUUGUUUCUACAACUGCAAUCAUGCAGUAGCCUAUAAGAGUAUGUAUAGAUAUAGGACUAACCGGGGUAACUAUUAUCUGCAGAGCCUUUGAGAGCAUUCGAUAUGUCCGUUGGCCCGUAAACAUCGCAUAGUAUACGCACUGUAAAUACGUCAAAAUUUCCCGGCAUGUCGGCCCUUUCGCCCGUAUGGCGCGCGGCAUCAGACUGCAGAUACAUUCUCGGGUUUCGUCUAAAAUAUCGAGACCGUCAAACGAAAAUUCCGUAAAUGCGUAACGUUAUAAUCUAUUGAUUACCGAAAAUUAUUAUUAUUUUUUUUUUUUUGGCCAAAGUCAAGCCGUAUUAAAUACAAUACACUUUUAAUAAUUUAGUGAUCGACCUAUUUUAUAUAUACGCGUAUAUGUACACAGUCGACGUUAUAUGUUUUUGUAAUUGGUUGUUACCGGAUAUUUUCUUAUAAUUACAACUCUCCCUCCAUCUUUUAUCAAAGGUCUAAUAAUCAUAAUAAUUUUUCACGACAAGAGACAACAUACUCAUACACGGGUACAUUAUACAGGCGCGUACAUAGAGUGUUUUAAAAUGCGAUUUGAACGACUCGUACAGAUUUAUUCAAUAGUGCACACACAGUGAUAAUUGUUUUUAUGAAGUGCUUGGGGAUUGUGUUUCAAGUUGACCUAAAUUUUUCCGCGGUGCUGUUAUUAAUUGUAUUUUUAUUAUUUACAUUUUUUACUCAGGACUAAUUAAAUUAAAAGCGACAUUUAAAGUUCUAAAAUGCGUUGGUCGCAUGCGGUUUGAAACUUUUGUACAUUCUCUAUUUGAAAAUUAAUCAUAUUAAAAUGUUGCCUUUUUGGUCAAAAAAGAUACAGUAGGGUACAGUAAUGUUGGGUAAGUAAGGUGUAGUUUCGUAUAAAAAUGUCAUAUAUCUUUACGAUUUACAUUACAGAAACAAAUUUUUGUUUUCACUUUUAAUUCAUGUUAAUUCUGCAAUUAGUGCACAAUAGUCACUAAUUCUUGCGAAAAAUCAAAAAAAAAAAAUCGUAUAAAAACAUAUUUAUAACCUAGGCUGCCCUUUUUUUUGUUUUCAAAAUGAAGUACAACACGCCAAAACUUGAGCAUGAAUUCAUUACUUAAUUUUUUUAGAAUAUUUUUUUUAAAUAUUUAAAUCUUUCAUCUUCUACAAAAUAUUUAAUAAUUCUAUAAAAGUAAACUAUUUACAACUGUAAAGUAUAAAGUACAAAAGUGAUAAAAUACAAUACCACUUACUUUGAAAAAUAGUAGAGUUAGAAACCUUGCUUGUAACUCAAAGGCACUUUAUACGUUUGGAUUCUGAGUGUAGCGAAGAAACAAAUGGUUUUACAAUAAUGUUUAUUUUUUUUUUAUCUGUGAACAAAUUUUCCAGCAGAAAUAUUUUUCCGAUAUACAAGUGUAGCACUUUUUCUAAAAGAAAAAUUGAUUGAUAAGAUACUUUAAUGUGGUCAUUUUUUUAUUUUCCCAGAAGUUUUCCCAAUAAAUGGGAAAAACCGCAAAAACAUAGGAAAAUCGGGAGCCCGGGAAAAUCGGUACAACAUUAAACAAAUAUUAUUAAAGAAAAUAUAUAAAGCCUAUUUAAUUAUUUUACUAUAAAAUAACAUAAAUAUAUAUGACAAAUUAACCCUAUCAACUGAACUCCGUUCAGAAUCGAUUUUUCGUUAAAAAUGGUUUAUUUGUUGCUUACAAAUAUAUAUUAAAUUCCUACUUAUAUCCUUUAUUGCAAUUUCAUAUCUACAGCUUUGGCUGCACCUUUCCCAUUAUCCUAGGAUAGAUUUUUUAAAUUGCUUUAAUUCUUUAAAUUUUGUUAUUUGUGAUUAAACUCCAAUCUAUAAUCUUCAGUCUAAACGCUACGAUUUAUAUUCUAAUUAACGUAGUCUAUUGCUAUGCAAUGCAUUAGUAAGACGGAGACAUCCACUUAACCAAACGUUUUAGAUGUAUCCACUUCUCAUAUUAUAUUUAUAAUUUAAUCUUUGAAACAAUUACUUUGUGUCAUAAUGCAUUAAAACAAAUUUUCCUAUAUGCUUAAAAGGUUUGGGUUCUUUAAAAUGUAUACGUAAAAAUAUUGUUGCCACGGCAACAAACAGCAUUUGGAUUUAUUAAUUAAUAAUAAAAAAUGUAACACUAGUUAUUUUAAAUAUUUCAAUUUCUAGAAAAAACUUAAUAUUAUAUUACGAUUUUUAUAAGAAAUACAAAUUAAUAUAAUUCGAAUCAUACAAUGGUUUAAUUCCGUGCUCUGCUAAAGCAGAUUUACUCCAUACGCACUCUGACGUUAUUUGGAAUGUUUUCAAUUUCAAGUACAAAUGUAUCAUGAUAAAAUGAUCACGAAUAAUUUGGCUUUUUUAUUACCGUUAAAAUAUCCAUGGCAGAUUUCGUUGAAACAAGAUCUAGAUUCUUGUGCAUAGUUAUCUCUCUAUAAAUUAAACAUUUUUUAGUUUAAAUCCUAACAUUGAGUAAAGUUAAAAAUAUAAUUAUAUUUACUCCAUCAACAGUUUGGGGAGUCAUUCCAUUAAAAUUUCACCGUGGUUGAAAAAUUCUAGAAUUGGUGUACUUCUUGAAUAAUUGUACAACCUAUGAUUUAUUGGAAAUAUAAUGGAUUUUUAGGUUCAAAUAAAAUUUAACCAAUCCUUUAGGUUCAAUGUUGUUAUCACAUUUUUUAAAAAUGGAUUUUAAUGGUUUUUUUUGGAAAAACUUUUUGUUCUUCGUGCAGCAAGAUAAAUUAAUUUAUUAUUUCCAACAAAAUGUAUACGUUCGUCAAACAUUUUUAGACUUUUUGAUGAGCCAAUUGUAUUAAAAUGACUCAUGAUACCAGCAACUAUAAAUUGUUCAACUAUUUGUUAACUAUAAGACGUAAUUUUUAUAAACUUUGGUCCUUCGUAGAAAACUGAUGUGUAUCUAAUAACACAAACAAUUAUUUAAAAUGUUUAUUUUCAAAUUUUUUUAUGCCUGUAAUAGGUAGUGUAUAAAAAAUAAAAUAAGUAAAUAAAUAAUAUAUCUCAUAUUCAUGCCAACGAAAUAAUUACGACCAAUUUAUUAUAUAAGACCAACUAAUAUAUUAAUAAUAAUAAUAAUAAUAAAUAGUAUUAUUAUUAUUAUUUAUUGUAAGUAUAGAACUCAACGAAACGAUAAAAAUGAUCAUAAAAUACAACAAAUAUUAUAGAAUCGAAUAUUGAAAAAUACCAUGAACUGUAUACCUACCCGUUUUUGUUUAAGAAAAACUUUCUUUAAAUCGUGAAUACAUUGAUGUAUCUUUUCUUAAAUAAGGUAAAUUGUAUACAUAAUGGUUUUAUUUAAAUACGUAUUUUACAAUAAAAAUUAAAUCAUCGUAUUUAAAAUAUUUGAUUAAAUAAAAUAAGAGUUAUACUUUUAUAGUGGGUACUUUGUACAUUGCAAUGGGAACGUGCCUUACAUUAUUUUAGGGAUGGGGUUUAAAAAGUUUUUAAAAGUACUAUUUCUCAAUUAUUUUGAAAUCUUUUUAGAAAACCAAAAAAAAAAAAAAAAAGGACCUCUCUAUUGCACCUACUUUCUUUUUCUUUUUGUAAACAACUUUUUAAAAAUAAUACUUAUUUCGAUGUAUCAAGUGUAACUGUGCAGCAUCUUUUCUGAAUUGAAUUGUAAUUAGUAGUUGAUGCAUUAGAGAGGUUGUUGUUUAUGGUUAAAUGAAAAAGUAAGUUUAACUAUGUAUAAUUUUGCUAAUGAUUUGAUCAGAAUAGUUUUUUUUUUUAUUAAAUUUCUGAAUUAUAACAAACUGAAAGAUAUUUAGUGCGACUGCGACAUAUUACCCCUAGAAAAUAACAUCGAGAUCUUAUACAAGGAGUUAUACGAGGAUAGGCUGAAAAAUAAUGCGCAAGUUUGUGUUGAACACUAUCAACCGAACUUCGUUCAGAAUCGUUUUUUCGUUGGAAAUUAUUUAUCAUUGCUUACAGAUAUACAUUUAAUUUCCCCUCUAAUAUUUUCCCAACUUCGUUCCAAUAACAGUGAAUGCACCCGUCCCUAUUACCCUAGGACAUCUUUUCUAAACACGCUGAUUCUGAUUUUCGUUAGUUGGUAUUUUAUGAUUUUUACAUUGGUAAAUUCAAUUUUUGAUUUCACACGUACGCCGUGCAGUAUAAUAGUAAGUUUAUUACAUUAGAAUAUUUUUCUUAACAAUUAAAUAGGACAUAAAAAAAAAAAAAAAAACAUUAUUAAAUAUGUUUAUGAUAAUAACCUAUUACUGUAGUUAGUUGUGAUUAGUUCAAUAUUAAACUUUCGAUAAAUAUAAUAAUAAUAUAAAUCAAUGUUUUGGGACGGAGAAAAUUUUAUUUUGAAACAUUAUGUUAUUUCACGAUUUACCUUUUGAAAUGUUUAAAAUAUAAAUAAUUUAACGAAUUUACAGAGAGAUAGUGCGCGCAAAUCAAACGGACCAAUAUAAAUAUUUAAAUUUGCGUAGCGAGGCAACUGAAGGUUUCACGGACGUUUAAGGUUGGGUAAAUAAAACUGUAUUCAGUUAGUUUUUAAUACACCUCGACGAAAUAAUAUGGUAAUUGGUAAAUCGCGUUGUACUUAUAUUUAAGUACUAUACUUGAACUUGAUAAUAUCUUUUCUGGUCGAUAGCCUAAGUAGAUAUAUUGCAGUCGGGGUAAUUUAGUUUUGGCAGAGUUAUUAUAUUUUACGUACGUAAAACCGAAAGUUUUGGACAAUAUCCAUGUUACGUAUAUAUAUAUAUAUACACAAUUCAAUUUAAAUAUUAAUAACAGUAUAUGUCUGUUAUGAAUUAUAACGUCAUAAAGUUAUACACUGUUAUUAAUGAUUAUAUUAUGCAGCGAACGUGAUUUCUAGAGACGAAAAAAGAAAUUUAAUCAAUUCGUUGCAAACCACACCGUUAAAAACGGUUAUAGUUUAUUGUUUUACGCGUUAUUACAAUAAAUACAAUAAAUUUUUAUUUAUACACGCGCGUACGACGUGUAAAAUGCAGUUACUUAUUGUCUUCUUUUUAUUUAUUUUCGGUUCUAAAAAGUCAGUUGUAAAGUCAUUUUUAUUGCAUUUGUAUUGUAAAACUGCAUACGGAUCGCGAUUCUGUUUAGCUUUAAGCACAAUAACCACUCAAUAUACUUAUUAUAUUAUAUUAGUUCGCAUCGCUCGUCCAUAGAAAUCGCUCUUGUCAAGUCGCGCCGUCCAUAAAGCAGUCGGUUUUUAUUUCGCAAUCCAAACUAAACUGGAAAAUAAAAAUCUUUAUAUUGUUUUUUAAAAUUCUGAGCGAUACCGAAGAUGCUACGCGACGAGGGUUUUUUUUUUCAGAAAAAACUUUUUUAGCUAGUAUAAAUUUUUCAUUUUUUUUUUUUUUUUUUUUUAUAAAUCUAAAGAUACGGUAUUUUCACCGGCGAUACUUUAAUGGAAACGAUUAUUUUAGAUUCUCAAUUGUUUUUUUUAAAAAGUAAAAAAAACGACGACAAAUACACCUAUGGUUUUGUUUUAUUUAUGUUGAAUUCUCGGUUACCUUAUUGGGUCUUUGCUAUGUAUAAAGGAGGAGGGAACACAAAACUACAAUACUAUAAUAACCUUACUAAUUUACUGAGUGUCUCUCAGAAUCCGUUUUUGAUUACAAAGAUGUAUAUCGUCUCAUUUUGUAAAAAAAUAAACUACCUAUUAUAUUCUAUACCUUUUUAACUUUCCACCUACAAUAGUGGCGUGCUUGAGGCGCGAAGAACGUACGGUUUUUAAAUUUGUUUUUUACGAAUUUUAAACAAACGACCGGUCGGUGCCUCGGAGGCGAUGGCUUUCUAGCCGCGAGACUGAUUAAUGAUUAAAUGCAAAAAAAUAAUAUUCUUAGACUUAAGGGCAGCAGUUCACGGUGUAUAAUUAUUGUUUUAAAACUAAUUGCUUGGUGUCAACACGCAAGUGUACGAAAACGUUGUUAAGGAAUUUUCGAGUUGAGAUACAUGCCCCGUUACUAACGGGACACAUCAUCAGCGUUCGGCGCAGAAUUUAAUUUAAAACAAUAAAUAAUUGUUUUUCUCUUUCUCGAAUAACAUUUUCGUUCUUCGUUUUGCUAACAGGUGAAUAUUUCGUGGUGGGCGUGGACGUGGAACAGUACGACGCGGGAGACCCCGCGAAAUAUUUGACCGGAAUGUUGUCCAACAAGCCGGAUCCCGUUUUGGAAAAAGCUUUCCGGUCGUUUUUCAGCGUGGUGCCCACGUCGCCCAGAGGAUUCAAGAAUUUCUCGGUCAAAGUCAACGAGUACAUGGAGAAACCGCCGUUUCUGUUUCCCAAUCCCUUGGUGCAGUUAGGCGGCGUCAAACAGGUAUGUGUAGGUGUACAUAGCGUGUCCGCGCAUAAUCCUGUUUUUCAAAAAAUAUUUAUCACAGACGAACAGGCUGUAAAAUAGUUUAAGAUUAUGUAGAAAACAUUUAAUACAUAUUCAUAAUGCCCGUUAUUACAAUAUGCAAAAUUGUAACAUUUAUAUGUAUUAACAUAAAAAUGCGUAUUCCACAUCCGGCGGUGGCUUUUUCUCGAUUUAUUUUCCGCUGAGAUUUGUAGCGUGUUUUUUUUUUUUUUGUUCGGAAAUAUGUUUCGCUAGUUAAACUCUCGUGCCUCGAAGUGUUAGCCGAUUUCGAACAUUUUUUUUGGAAAGAGAAAGACGUUUCACGCGGAUUUGAUUUGGAAUUCUAAAAUAAUAUUGUUAACCGCUAUAAUUAGAAGUGAGAUACGACCGAUUUUUGACUUUUGUUGAGUUCAUUUUUUUUGUAGUUUUUUAUUAUAUUAUCAUGUAAAGCAUGGUUUGAGUAACAGAAACAAAAAACAGGUAUAUCACGCAGGUACUAUACCCUUUAUAUAAAAAGUAAAACAGAGUGAGUUAUUUGUUUAAAACCGUUAAGACGAGUUUUUGUAAUUGUUAACAGCCUGUUAUUAACAAAAAAAUCACGAGCAGGACGUUGACAGUUAGUCUGCAGAAGUCGCAGAAAACAAUAUUUGUAAAAUUAAGUGGAUUUUAUUAUUAUAAUAUGCUAGAUAACAAAUUAGGUAUAAUUUCGCUCUCAUUAAUCUGUCGAUUGAAUAUUCUAGAUACUAUUUCGAAUUAUUUUCUGGUAAAUACAUUCUUUUUUAAUCUACCGUGACAGCUAUUGAACUGUAAUAAUAAUAUACAGUUGAAAAGUCGCACUGUAUUCUAUUUAUUAUAUGCUGGGAAAAAGAAUUGUCAACGUCGCGCGUCGUUCGAACACCGCAGGAUGAUUUAACGAUAUUUCGUACUGCGAUCCGUUUUUCUCCCGUUUUUCAUUGUCUGUUCCAUCGCGGUCUCAUUUUUCGUCCGUCACAAUCAUUUGUUUUCACGAGGUCAUAUACGGCUCAUAUAUUUUUUUUUUUAUUCUUUUGUCAUAACUCCUCUUAUCGUUUAUGAUAAACUUGUCGAUUUUUUCCCGUCCAUAAAUUUCCGUCGCCCGCUCUAUUACAUACUUAUAGUAUAUAUUAUAUGACGGCGAUACAUUAUUAUCGAAAACGGAAUUUCAGAUUCCUCGAGUAAAGUGAAAAACCAGUAUUUUGUUUUCCAUUAUUUGCUAUAAAUGUUCACAGUUUUUUUUUGAAAUUUAAAAGCGAAAUCAGUGGCGUAAUUUCGAGGGGGGAAGCGUGGGAGUGUAAUCCCACAUUUAUUAAUCAAACAUUUAUUUAAUAAAUAAACUUGAAUACAAACUAUAGUGAUACCUCUAAAUACCGGACACCCGCGGUCGCUGAAAUUUUGUGUCCGUUAUUCAGAGGUGUCCGUUAUUUAGAGGGACAAAUUGUAUUUUUAUUUAAUUAAUUAAUUAAUAAGUACAUCUUAAAAUUACAACAUUUCAUCGACGCGAUAAUAUGUAAACGACUGGACGGAUGCAUAAGAUAUACUUCAUAUACAUUAUAAUAAGUUAUAGUAAUAAAAUAUAACUUAAUAGUGUAGAAUUUAAAUUAUAGGUGUUCCAAAAUUAUUCUUAAUUUACGAUAAAAAUGAUUAAUAUAAAUUCUAAAAAGUGUUCGUUAUUUAGAGUGUCUUGUUUUUAUUAGAGGUUUUCCUAUACACAAAUAGUGAAAAUGUCCACGUUCCCGAAAAAAGCGUCCGCUGUUCGGAGGUGUCCGUUAAGGGAGGUUUCAUUGUAUAAUGUUGUACUAGGAUUAUCGUGUUGUGUUUCGAUAGCAUAUAUGGACACCCGCGGGUAAUUUAUCAGAUAAGUCGUGUGCAUAAUAAAAUCAAACACCAAACAGUACUCGAAAUAAAAUUAUAUGUGAAAGUUUGAAGUCUAGGGGGGAGCAGAUGCCCCGUCUUGCCCCUCAUUCCGGGCGCCCACGACAGCAUAUAACAAUGCGAUUUGACAAAAUCGCUAAUAUUGUUCAUUUUGCGGCGGUUUUAAUGAAAUGUUUAGUGGUUAGUUUUAUCAAGGGAGUGAACUGUGAAUCGUGAAAAUGUUCGCACCAAGUGCCGCUUGUUACGGCAUAAUGAUAAUUUAAUACAUUUUUCGUUUUAACGUUUGUCAGGUGCAACAUUAAUUAUUUUUUCAUGUACUAUAUUAUUAUUGAUAUACGUACAGUUUUAAAUAAAAAUAUUUCGAAAAAUUUCGUUUUGAUCAUUGUUUAUGUAUAUAUGUAAAAAAAAAAAAAAAAAAUAUAAAUUCGACGGUCGGAAAACAUUUGUACCACAUUGCGAAAACUCGUCGACUGGCCGUAGCUCGAAGUUUUUUUGAAAAUUUGCAUAGACUAUUAUUAUUAUAAUUUAUAAUGUAUGUCGGGUGUGGUCUGUACACGGAAAAUGUUGUAAUAAAAUUUCUAAAAACUUCCAAACGCCGCAGCCAGUCGACGAGUUUUCGCGUUGAAAAAAUAUUUUUCCGCCAUCGUCAAAACGAUAUUAUUAUUAUAUUAUAGUGUUAAUUUUUUUUUUUCGACCGACACAACGUGACCGACGAUGUGAUUUUAAUUUCAAAAGUUAUUUAUUAUAUUGCCCUUUGUAAACAAAAAAAAAAAAAAAAAAAGAACAAAUAAAAACCUCGUGUAUUUAUACAACUAUUGCUAAAAGUGUUACAGGCUGAUAGUAUAACACCAAACGUAAUUUUAGCCAGACAAACACUUUGCGGAUACUUUGUUCGGGUUUUGUAUGUGGAAUUCGUAUAAGUGUGGCCGUACGAACCAUCGGCGUAAUUACUUACAUAAAUUGUUAAUCUUCUCUCUUGUAAACUAUGUAGUCCGAAUUCAAAUAAGGCACAUCGAAUCGUAUAUUUGUAUAUUUUAAUUGUAUGAAUUUUGAAUUUUUUUUCGACCGGUUUUUGUUUGUAUUGUUGAAAUAUAAGUAGAUACUACCUAUAUAAAGAACAUUUUUUCGACUUUUUAGGAGGCCCGUAUGACUUCUAUGCGGUUCUUCCCCAUACACGGUGAUAAAAACCGAAACGAAUGAAAUUAAAACUGGUUUGAUUGUAUAGUCGAUUCGUUUUUUUUUUUUUUCAUUCGUUGAACUAAUUAUUAUAACUGCGUGACAAGCAUCGGUAAAAUCGGAUUGAUUAAUCGUACGUGUACAUAGAUUUAAAUGAUUGAUUAAUAGUCAGCAUCUAUGAUGUUAUAUUUGUAAUUAAUAUCGAUUACGCGGAGAGUAUCGAUUAACCGAUUACUAAUAAAUUGAUCGACAAAUCAGUCGUGAUCGAUUAUACGUUUCGCCGGUUAGCGAGUUACAGAUAGUUGCACGGGCCCGCGCCCCGUAAAAAUUAAACUGUCUUCGACGGGAUGCGUGAUUAAAUACCCUAUGCGAGUUCGGCCCAAAUCGAAGCGUAACCGAGUUGCUUUUAAGAGUUUCGCAAAACAACCUACCAUUGUUGGUCCAGAGUGUAAACGUACUAUCCAGUCGACGAAAAGGCAUUGCGGCCGUUAGAUUUGAAGCCUAGGGAAAAUGGAAACAUGUAACUUAGCUGCCGGUCCAAAUCUGAUAAUGCUCUGUGGAAACUGUAUAUUGAUCUUAGUGUCAAUCUAAAACUUAUGCAUACCGCUUGGGCCGAAACCAGAUAGGACCUGUAUGUAUGCCGACAGGAUAAACGCACCGCGGGCGACAAAGCCUCUACUUUAUAGUCCCUGCGCCGUGUCCGAAUAAUACGAUAUCAUUGGUGGGUUUGGGGACAUUUACUAUUUUAAAUAUAGGUGGUCAUGGUGACCUGGUAGGUUAAUAGUACGGUGUUUAUGAAUUAUUUUAGGUACAACAGUUGUGAAAUAAAUAAUUCCAUUUUAGAUUCUGAGCGGAGAGCGGAAUGUAUUGGUUUUACAAUGAUGUUUCUUUUUCCGUGAACAACUUUUCCAUCAGAAAUUUCGCUUAGAUUUUCAAGUGUAGCAGCUUUUCUGAAAGGAAAUCUUCGCGGUGUUGUACUUCAGCGGUUUAUUUUCUGUUAAAAUUCCGAAAUGAGCUCACGAAUUACCACUACAUUAAAAUAACGAUAACACGGUAUUUCAACACGCUAUUUUAUAUCGGCUAAUCAGAAAUUAUUCUUCAACUGUGCAAUCCAAACCAUUCAAUGAGAGCAGCAGACACGGUACUGGGAUUACAGAGGCUUUGUAAACACGCUUCUGGAUGGGCCGAUUUCGAUAGACCGAGACACUUUUCAGGACGGUAAUACUAAUCUCGAUGUAAAAGUAGCUGAACCCAUUUGUGUGUACAUAAUCCAUACGGGAUAAAACGUACGAAGGUAUGGUAGAAAACGUUUGCUUAUGAGCUAAUCAUAUGUAUCACAUCAGGAACAUUCGUUGAAUUUAAUUCGUUUUCAGAGAAAUUAAUGCAAUUACCUACUUUUAUUUGUAUGGAACAGUAAACGCGAACUCGUUCAUUGUUCGCCGGGAUGCGAAUGAAAAUGACAGAAUUGCAAAAAAAAAAAAAAAUACAACGUAAUAUACGUGGGACAUGUGAAGUAUUUACAUUUUAUUACGAAAUUUUGGUAAAAAACGUUUUUUACUUUAGCGCACUCGGAAGGUUGCAUUGCGCAUUUUUCAUGAACGUGAAUGCGGAACGCGUUCGUUGUUAUAAAAACCAAGGUGACAGCUGACCUCGCUGAACCCUUUUUGCAUUUUCACGAUUCUGCGGCCGCCGUCGCGAAAGAACAAAACCGUUGUCGGUACGGUGUGUUCACGCGAUAUCGCGCGGCGCGGUCCGAACGCCGACACAGUCCGUCGUAUCCCCGGGGAUGUUUUACCUGUGCCGCGACAAAGAAACGUCGGAUUUUUAUUCCGACGAUUGCGAAUCGGUUUUUUUUUGGCGAACGUGCGCCACGCGAAUGUGUCCGCGAAUCAAAAUGCGCCGCGGUCUCGCCCGCAAUGUCAGUACGAUUAUCAUUUGUUAUCGCGUCGCGUAAUGUAAAACACGCCGUUUGGUCGCGUUUGCCCGCCGGUCACCGUGAACGUAUUUACGCGAACACACACACACACAUACACACACACACACACAUACACACACACACACACAUACACACACACACUCACAUACUUACACACACUCACACACAUACACGGCGGCCCACUCGAUUUCGCGUAUGUCCCGCGGCGAGCGUUUCGCGCGUUAGGCGCGCCGGCGUCACGAUACUUAUUAAGUGGCGUCCGCAUGCCCGAGCGUAAUUGUGAAGUCCGGGCCGAGCGCAUUGAGACCAUUCACUUUAAAUCACGUUCGCGCUGGAUUUUCUUUAUUUUUACAAGCAUCCGUAUUGAUAACGGAACAAUAUACGAAAGCGAACAGCAGUUCGAUGUAAGAAAUCCAUGUCGAAAGAAAAAGAACUACAAAACGUAACGGCGAUGAAACGGAUACGUGUGAGACUUGGCGGUCAAAAACGUCAGCGAAUUCUUUUACCUGCGAUGACUCGGAAGCGAUACCGAGGUUCUUCGUCUCGAAUAAGUUUUUUUAAGUAUAAAUUAUUCUAAAAAAAAAAAAAAAAACCCCAAAACAAGUCAUGAUGAGGUCGACGCUAACAUACUGGUGUUAAGCGCUGGCAAAGGGAAAACCCCAGGAGCUCGGAGGAGAAAAUUAAAACUGAAUUUAUUAAGGAACUAAGAAUUGUUUAUGACCAUAAAUGAAUAAAUGACUCCGUGAAAGGAGACGAGCAUGCGACGGGAAAUUACUUGCGGAACUUGCGCGUUAUGGAAGAAGUAUUGAUGGAACGGCAGUGUACAUGAACGGAGAGAACUGAGAAGUAUGAUACACAGUUCAGAAUCGUGGCGAGGGGGAGGGGGAUAAUGAUGGCUUCAAAAACUAUUACCGAGGCAUUAAAUUCCAAUAGGAGGGGAAAAAGUACAAGUUUAUAGUGACGAAGGAAAGCGUAUCUCAAGUAUCAGAGUUUUCAGAGUUUAUUAAACGGCCGUUAUCGUUCACACUCGCGGAAGUCGCGACGUGCUGCUAUGGCUUUUUUCUUCUCGCAUGCGGCUCGUUAUAUUUAAAUUCAUACGCCGUGGCCGUUAAAAAAUGCUUACCUAUGCUUUCGUUCGUUUUAAAUCCGUCUUCUCGUUUAUAGCGACUUUGUGUUUAGAUAAAGAAUUUAUAUGUUUUUAUACAAACUCGUAUAGUAUUAUUAUGUUUAGACCGAAACCGACGACGCGCAGAGGCGUGGGCGAUCAUAAACAAUACUUAUUAUUAUUUAUCGGCCGAUCGGACUGCGCGUGUAUAUAGAUUAUAUUAUACGAUUAUAACAUAUAGAGGAGUAGAUCAAAAAUAUAAAAUACAAAAAAAAAAAAAAAAUACAAAAAAUUAAGAAAAAACUACUCGUAUCGUUUUAUUUUAUUACACCAUCGUCGUCGCUGUGGCAGUGCGCUUCUUUAUGUAUUAUAUUGUAUACUUACGAGCGAAUAUACCGCACGUAGAUAGCGUGAUUUACGACGGGGAGAAAAAUAUCCGAUAUCUCCGCACUAUCACCUUCCCUCGCCAUUAUUAUUAUACCGAUAUUCCCGAGCGCGAAAAAAAUAAAAAACGAUUUUCCCGGAUAUUGGACAGCGCGUUUAUCGACGACGAUAAUGUCGCGUCGUGCGUUCACAAGCCGGUGCGGUUCAUGUUAUAAUAUUAUCGAAUCGAAGAAAACUCCUAACGCACCCCGUACGAUUUUCCGAUGGUACAGAUACGAUACCGUUGAAACGAUACGCGUUUCGGGGGCGUAUUUUCGAGGAGAAACGACUCUUGCCACACCCACUACAUUCACUCCCCUGCAGUCUCUUGAAAAUUUAAAAAAUUUAUUCUCAUCUUAGCUACGCGACGGCGGCGGAGACGCGGAAAUCAAUUUAUUUAUCAAAAAAAAAAAUGAUAAGUGAUAAAUUAUACGGUCCCGGAAAAUACGGUAUACGAAUAUCUACGAUGCUCGAAACAAAAGCGGCGCGUAUAAUAUAUUGUUGUCAAUGCGAACGGCACGAUAACGGAUAGUUUUUACGAACCGUCAAAGGGGCCAAACUUACUGUUGUCGAAAAUUCGAUUUCAUAAAAAAAAAAAAAUGUGCCCAUAAUAUAAUAUAGGUACUUGUCAAUCGAUCAAAGCGAUUAUAUUGUACUGUUAUUUGGCCGUAAGUGGAAAAAGUAAAACGCACAGCAUAAUAAUACACCGGCGGCUUCGAAACGGUCGAGACAGUAAUACAUUCUUACAUUCUGGCCGACGAACGAAAACAAAACAAAACCGUCAUGGAUUUCGGACGGCUACGGGCGAAACGCACCGCAAAAGUCAAAAGUCGAACACGUUAUAGUUUGAAAUGUUGGGCCGGUAAACCCGUUGGACGCGAGUCUUGCACAGCAGAACGGCAAAGUCGACUAUCAUCACGAAGAGACGCAAAACCAGAGCGGAGCGAAAUUUCCGUUUUCUGUCAACCGUAGGUACCGUAAAAAUAUUCGAAAAUAAAACGUGCGAAUAAAAUCAUGGCUCCCGUCGGAUCAAACGGUGCGGAUUUCGUUUUAAACUUUACGCUUACUCGCCAAGGGUACCAGUCGCCUCGUUUCUCGACUGUGAUCGGACCGUAGUUAAAAAAAAAAAAAAAAAAAAAAAAACAAAAAUGUCAUACAUAAUGUAUACGUAUUGUAUUUUUGCGUGAAAUCGGAGGGUUCGAAAAAGGAAAUCGUCUUGUACCCACGUCGAACCCCGUGGGCACAUCGGUUUGUGCGUGGCGUGUGAAAACCUAGUAAACGUAUGGGUACAGACACUAUCUAGCAACCGUCCCGUUCUCUUAUCGUAAACCAUCUCGGCUAUUUUACCGCGCGUUUAAUUAAAACUGAUAAUUUACGUGACGUUUGAACCGCGUUUGCGUAUUAUACGGUUUUCUAUUUUUCGAUCACGUGUUUGUUUACCGUGUCUGUAAAACGUUUGUGCAUCGCUAUCGUUUUGUCUGUACACGUGCAUUAUAACAGAAUAUGUAUUGUAAUUUUCAAUUAUCUACACAAGAGAGCUUUUUCUAGUGGCCGGACGGGUUUCCUUUCGCUGCGGAUAACGAUAGCAAUAUUGGUAACGAUAAUAACACAGUUAUACGUUUAACACGAUAAAUUGUCUAUGUUUCCAAUUGUACGGAUAUCGAUAGCCGCGGCCGCGAUACGCAGGGCCAUUCAAAUGUUAUGUUACGGUUUUCAGAGUGUUACGAGAAUUUCGCUGGGUAUCCCUAUACAUGUACUCUCGUAUAAAACUGUAACGUAUAUAGUUCGGAAGACCCUGCAUCGUACACAACGAAAAUAUAGCAUUUUAUCGUAAAAUACUAUUAUAACGAAAUUUCAUUUUAUAGAUUUCUGUCGAGGCGGCGUAUCUUUACGACGCGGUUCAUUUGUAUGCGAGAUGCGUGUUGGAAAUGUUGGACCGCGGCGACGAUCCGAAAAACGGCACGGCCAUGAUAGCCAAAUUCAAAGGUUCGCAUUACAAAAGCGCAUUGGGGUAAGUACGAAACGCGUUAAAAAGUACCUAAAAAAAUAAAAUAUGUAUAUAUAUAUAUAUAUUAUUUUUAGUUGUAUACAUCUAGUUUUAUAUAACGUAAAAGUUAAGCGAUCGUAGGAGGGUGUGGUGGGAGGGGGGAGGGUUAGGGGUAGGUUAAAAAUUCGACUAGACUGCAAGAUGUUUCUAUAAAAAAAAAGAACGGCAAUAGAAAUACGUGUUUUUAAAAGUUUCGACCGUGAACGGAAACAAUUUUGCGAUCGUGAUGAUCGCGUAUAUUAUAUCGUAUUUUUUUUUUCUUAUUUAUUCUUCGCGCGAAUGACUGCGGCAUCGCGUAUCUUUGCGCGAAAAAAAAAAAAAAAACGCACGCACGUAACGAAUAAUAAAAUACGAUAAAUUUCAAUUAUAUAUACGUACCGCGAUGGAAAAAAAGUCGCAACGGACGACGAUCGAGUAGCGUGAAAAUGUUAUUACCCGUUACAUAUAUGUGUAUAAAAUAUGUAUUUUUCUCUUUUCGAGGACACCGCGUGACCCGAAAAAAUACGCCGUUGUUGUGUGCAUAGCGGCAGCGGUACAAAUGCGCGAUUUAGAAAAUAUUUAACGGCCUACGCCGGCGGUUCUCAGCAGGAGCGAUAACGCCCUCCAAUUUCGCAAAUAAAUUUGUUUUUCUUUUUUUGGGGGGGGGGGCUGCCUCCCGAGCUUACUAUGAACUAGACGUUGAAAUUAUUGGAAAUUCGGGUUUUUUCUUUGUCUAUGACUUAGCGAAUUUAAAGCGACAGUUUGACAUACAAUAGGUGGCUUUUUUAUUCGGGCUGAUUAUCAAUUUCCUGACGUUUACCAUACUAGCUUAUGGUUCGUAAUAUUAUCAUUACCCCGAUAUAGGUCAGUAAAAUUAAUUUUCGCCCGAUAAGUGAUUACAAACCCCCCUUUUUUUCCGGAUUAAUUAAUUAACCGCGUCCGAAACUUUUGGGUAAACACGUGUAAUAUUACAUAGCUGGUAAUAAUAUACGCGGAAAUUACCGGUAUAGUACUCUCGUGUGUAGUUAGAAAUGACGCACGCCCAGUUUGUACGAGGGGUCGCGUAUAGGCAGUAUUUUUUUUUUUGAGAAAAACAAAAAUGGUCAUAUUUCUAUAGAUUUGAAAACGUUCGAAUUCACUUUCAAACAAACGUAUAGCACGUAUUUAAUCCCGCGCGUCAUGCGCACAGGUAAUAUUGUUUAAUCGAGUGCGAAAUACGUUCAAAAACAUAAUAAUAAUAUUGUUAUGUUCAUUCGAAUCGCCUCCCAAAUGACCUUUUUUCACUCAAAUUGGUUCCCGUUAGGUAUUAUUUAAUGCAUCGUUGGAACACGUACUAUUGAUUGUUCUAUCGAUUUCCGUAAUGUUCAAAAAAAGACGUUCAUAGUAUUUCCGUAAUUCCCAGACAGAUAAAUUUGUAAAAUGCAAUACAUUUCGUCGAUCACUGAUUAUUAGCUGAAAAUUAGAAAUCGUAUUCAAUAUCACCAGUUCAACAUAGUCAGUUAUGUUUGUGCAACCGUAAUGCGUACAUAAUAUGGACUAAAUACACGGUGUCCCACGAAGUUAUACCCAUAAUAAUAUCCCCUGAGAUAAUAUAGAUAGUCAAAUUAUGUUUUUUUUUUUUUUUUUAUUACUUGCCAAGAUAAGGACUACACGUUAUAUUUAUAUUCAAAUUAGUUUUUUAUAUUUAGGUAAAAAAAAGUAAAAAAUUAACUUUUUAUUUUAUUAUUUUCGAAAAAUUUGAACAUUCAAUUUUAUAGAGUUUAUUUUUUUGAAAAUUUUGACGCACCAACUUUUUAUUUUCGUUGAAUUCGUGAUUUUUAAUAAUUUUUUUAAUUUUCAGAAAAAGUACCGAUAUAAUUAUGUAGCAGGCUGUUUUUGCAUUCGAUAAUUGAGUAUUAUUACUAUGGUUUAUUGACUGCAUGCUUUUUUCCUCCGAACUGUUAAAAAUUAUUGAAAACCACGAAUUUAAAUAAUAGAAAUUCAAUGCGUUAAAAUAGGGGCGUUAUUUCAGUAUUUUUUGGGAGUGUGCGAGGUGUCAAGCAGCUUGGAUAUUACAAAUAUUUCAGCAGGCCACAACAAAAUAUACAUAUUAGGUACCUAUGUAUGUCAUGCUUUUAAUUGUUUCAAUAGAUUAUGAAUCGCUAUAAACAUAUAAACACCCAGUAAAAAACUAUUUAAAGUCUAAAAAAUUAUAUAUAAUUGAUAUUUUGCCUGUGAAAACCAACGAUUAAGGCAUACAAAUAUGAAACUUUGAAGAUGGAAUGUGCUAUACAAAAAAAAUAAUAAAAGCAAACACUUUAGUGUAUAUUGUUAUUCGUAAUUUUUGCACAAGUAAACGCUCCAAAAAAAAAAAAAACAAAUUAAUUAUAUUUAUAUAAGAUGAUAUAGGUAUUGAUGAUUUUUAAGUUCAGCAAAUACAUCUACAUUUUUCUCUAAAUCGAUAUUAUUUACUUUUUUUUCCACAUUUAGCACCAUAAGAUAGCAGCAAAUAAUCGUCGCCCAUGAAAGUGUGUAAAUAUGAUUUUGCAUUUUCAAGCAAUGAAAAAACCUUUCGUUUGACGCCAUUGUAAUUGACAAAGUUCAAUGUUUCCUCAAUAGCAACCCUUAACCGUUUAACCGCAAAGUCGUCCAACUUUUUACCGUGCAUAAGUUCCUUAUCUCUGUCUCUGUAUUCUCUAGGUAUAAAGUAUGUCCGGGAGAUUAUAAACUACACGAUAGAUUCAUUGAUAGCGCGAUAUUUGUUUAUUGACGGUAAAAUACCAAUAUUGUUAAUGUAAAAAUAUAAUUUAAUUUUAAUUUAAUUAAAAAACGGUGCAUUAUUUCAUCAGGCCAAUCGGGACCAUUUUAAAAGUGAAGGGUGCAACCGCACACCUCGUUCUCCCCCCCUCCCAAAUGACGCUCCUGCGAUAAAAUUAUAAAAAAAAAAAUAAACUCUAUUCUAUACAUUUUAGAUACGUAAUAUUUAGCGCAAGCGAAUUUACUGGUCUUAAUCUCGUAUAUACUUAACGAAUAUUUUUUUUAAGUAUAAAGCGCCGUGUACAAUUUCCAGUUUACGUGUAGGUGGACAUUGAUGUAAUGAAUGCACGUCUCACAUAGAUAUUCGGUUAAUAACGGUACUAGUCCGAUUGUGAUUGUAUUAUAGUUCAUAAAUAUUACGCGGAGGCCCUCGGGUGACUUAGUGGUCGGCAAUUUAUUAUUUUUCUCUAAUAAAAUACACCAUUUGUACUCACUUUUCAGUUCUGUUUCGUUUUAUUAUUAUUAUUAUUUUUUUUUAAUUGCAUUUAGUAAAUCGAGGUAUCUGCAACGGUUUUUUUAUUGUACAAUUGUUCGUGAUAUAAUGUUAUAAAUUGUAAAACGAUAAUAUCUCUCGACGAAGGAUAAUGAUUUAUUUCCAACUUGAUUUCUAUUUGUUUCGCUCCGGUCGUCAAUCGUCGUAACAAUAAUAAACGAAAUAUAAUUGUUUAAAAAAAAUGAGAUUUCUUAUUUUUUCGAGGUUCACUAGGUACCUACUGCUGCACUCGUCGCGUCGACUUCAAUUUCAAAUAAGUCUUUUAGGAAUUUUUUCCACCCGUUUCUCUCUUUGGAAAACAAACGAAUUGUAUUUUUAAAAGAUCGUUUUUAUUCAUAGUUAUGAUAACAACAAAAAAAUAAAAAAAAUAUUAAAAAACAAAAUACUGUAAUAUAAAUUAAGUUGCAUGAUAAAUCAUCAUAAUAUGUACAAAGUAUCACGUGUUAGUAUUAAUGCUGGACAUUCGGAUAAUUGGGAUUUAUAUCAUAUCAUAAUGUACACAUUUAUUUCGUAUUAGUUUUUUUAAAUGUAUGCCGUUAAAUGAAAAAUUAAUAAUUUUUAUAAUACGUUUUUUUAUUAACCCAAAUUUUAACAAGAGGAUAUUUUGACGGCUUUCUGAAUAUUGUCAAAUUUUGUAAAAUUAUUACCUUAAUUACUAAUUACUUCCCUAAUAGUAAAAAAGUUUCACUUAAUAUACUGCUCUAUUUAAGGGGAAAGGGUUCGAAUAUUGUGUUGUACAAAACUGUAGGAAUUGCGUUUUUGAAAACGUAUUAUUCUUCUUUAGGUUAUUCACUGGAAUACGUAUUGGAAUUGGUUUUUAUAUUUAAAUUAUCUUUAUUACAAGAGAUAAAAGACAAUACGUAAUAAUACCUAUUAAGUAAAUUUAUUAUUGAGCAUCUUUCAAAAAUACAAUCAAAUCUCUUUACGAUUUCCAGUAAAAUAAUUAUAUUUUUAUUUCCUUCAUACCCUAGUAUAAAGAACCUAAAGAAUCAUUUUCAAAAAUGAAAUCCGUCGAACACACAGUUUCAGUAGUUUUUAUCGGGCCUUUACGUCUUUAGGGAUUUAGACAUAAUAAUAAAUAGAUUGCGCUUUUUUCGUUCCCAUUCGUAUAUGACGUUCGUGAAAAAUAUUGAGUGUGAAUGAUAGCGACAGUCGUGGAAAAUCAUUUAGACGGAAUUAUUUCUAUAUUCUCGUGACGCCGUGCAAUUGUUUAUGUAUAUCCGUAGGGCCAUAGAUAUAUUAAUGGGCUGAUAGUUAUACGAACACGAUUGUAGAUAGAUAAGUAAUGCAAAUUUCAUGGUGUGAUUAAAAAAAUCGAAUCAUUUUUCCAUGAUUAUUCCCAACCAGCACUAUUUGUCUCAUUCAAAAUCGGUUCACCGUUUUCUCCCUUAAGUGCUGUCUUUAUAAUUAUUAUUAUUACUAUGAUUUAAAUCGACCGAAGUAUACACCAUCACCGAUCCCUUUAUUAUAGAUUUACUAAUAUUUCUCGCUACAUUAAUUAUUUGAGUAUUUCUACAAGCGAAGUGACGAUAAUGUUACAGAUACGAAGUUUACAUGGACGAAAAUGGCGACGCUGAAGGAAACUACACGCUGGUGUCGCGGCAGAAGCUGCCCAGCAAUUUCAAGGGUUCUUACGGUUUGUUACCGGCCGGCAGAUUCGCCAAACCACGAAAUUUGACCAAAAAUCCGGUAAAUCGCUUUUUUUGUCAUUUUUUGCGCGCAUCUUAAUAUAAUUCAACGAUAAAUUAUAAUUAUUGUUGUACGCAGGAGUUGACCAUGGUGACGAACAUCCGAUGGAUAGGCGGGAAACCGCCGGUGGCCGAACCCGAUUGCGGAUACCGCGGCCAAAAAUGCAUCAGUAAUAAGAUAACACCUAAUUAUUGUUAGAUUGAUGAAUACACGUGACCAUCUAAUGUAUUAUAAUUAUUUUAGGCCUUUAUUUUCGACUCGUUCAUCACUUUUGAUUUUUGAUUGAAAUUAAAUUGGUAUGAUUGUUACCGAACAUGUCGAUACACUAGACUAUAGUUCAUUUCUGCCCCGAAACUUCUGUAAACGUUCUUGACGAGUUAUCAAGUAAAACGCGGUUUUAGAUUUUUUUCAAAAUUUUUUUCUCUGAAAAUUAUAACGGAGGUUUUAUCACGAUUGUUUAGAUUACGAUAAUUUUCUAAGUACAACAUAAACUCAAUUAUUAUUAUUUUUUCAUCUUCUAACGAGUUUCGCUUUCCAUAACACUAUCCUUUCCAAAGAAACUUGCCGCCGUCUUUACCUCUGUUUAACCAUAUACCUCGUAUAUAUACCUAUAUAGCUCCAAUUCGUUUUUGGUUUCAUCUGUCUUCCUCGAUAACCGUUUUGGUCGACGAGUUAUUCUUUUUUUCUCCGCGAUCGUUCUGAUUUACACCAUAGUUUUCGUAUUUUUUUUUUUUUCUACAAUGUCCUUAUAUAAUCUCUAUACCCGGAGUUUUUGACUCGCGUGAACAUAGAAGUCAAAGUGAAUCCUAAGGAAACUACCGAUAUCGAUUUCGAAAGAAUACCCAUACUCGGAUAUUGUUAUUCCAAAAUAUAAUAACGAAACGCGAUAUUAUACUUUUUAUUAGGGUUAAGAUGUGACUUUUCGUGCUUUUUUUUUUUUUAUUCAUUUAUUGUCCUAUUGAAUGGAUUUUUGAACAGAAAUAAUUAAUUUUACGAUUUCUGUAUUAUAAAUAUCUAACUUAUAUUUACCAUAUACUUGAUUAUUUUGGUUUUCAGUUUUCAUUUUUGAACACAUAUUUAACCAUGAUAAUUCAACAAUAAUAUUUAUAAUAAAUCGGUUCUCCGAUUUAUUCGAUAAUUUGUUAUUUCCAUUAUUGGUUUCACGCAUAUUAUUCGUUACACGAUUAUUAUUAUUUUUUUUUAACACCGUACUAUAAUACGCGUUUUGCAGCGCACACGGCGGAAAUACUGUCGAUCGUGGCGGGCACGCUGCUGUUGGUGCUGGCCGUCGUUUCGCUGGUGUUCUACCGGAACUGGAAGUACGAACAAGAGCUGGACAGCCUGCUGUGGAAAGUCGACUACAAGGACAUCGAGAUCAACGACACGGAAAACAGCAGCACCUCGUCCAAGAUAUCCAGAGUGAGCACCGGGGACUGCGCUGACGAUAAUAACUGUCGUCGGGACGAUACGUUACCGGAAACCGCCGCCGCCGGUGUUGUCGUCGAGGACCCGGUGUCGUGUUCCCCGGGGGGGUCGGUCGACUCGCUGCUUCCGCGGUGAAAAAAAAAAUAUAAAAAAUAAAAAUACCCGCCGCGAACCAUCGCGAAUCCGCCUGUAAAACAAUACCGCGCGGGUCGCAACACAUUACCGUCGCAAUGUCCGUACAACACAAUAUGAUAACAUACAGAGGAGUCCGGUCCGGAAAUAGGUAUUGCGAGUAACCGUAUGGCCGCAGAGACGCGAUUCGUUUUGAGUUCCGAAAUCCCACGAUAUUACAGUACAAUAAUAGACGCCUACGUAACCAUAUGCGUGUAUAAUUCCCGAAGUCUCCGAGUGUAGGACUUAUUUUCGCCUUCGAAACCAUGACGAGUCCCGAAUAUUUUAACGUAAUCGUGCAUCGAAAAAAAUUUAGUUUCGUUUUAUUUUAUUAAUAUAUAAGCAUCUAGUUUUUUUUUUUUUUUUUUUUUUAUUUAUUUUUACUAUUUUAAUCCGUAAAACGAUAUCAAUUAUCCUAUACGAUUUAAAAAAAAAAAAAUAUAUAUUAUUAUGUCUUUCUAUAGAUAUAUACAGUCAUUUAGCGAGCGCCGCGGCACGAACAUUCAACAUUGUAUACAAAUAUUACGUUUUUAUUUUCGGUUGUGUGUACACUAUAAUAUUAUUAUUUAUUUAAUUUUGAAUAAAUAUACGUUUUUUUUUUUUUUGUCCGUAAAUAUUUUCUAGUCUGGUUGAUAAAAAAUAAAUACUGUAAUGUUUCAAAUCAAUAAAUAUUAUUUCGCGUCGUAAAUAAAAUCGCAUCAAUACUAAAAAUAAAAAAUAAAAAAAAAUCGCUAUUGACUAUGUCGUUUGUCAUAAAAUCAUUUUUUUUUUUAAACGUCUAAUUGCGUGAAAGUAUUUCCGAAAGAAUUAUUUUCGUUUCGAUUUAUUUAAGGUUUUUUUUUUUUUUCAUAAGUGCUGUUGCAUCUUAGAUUCUGAGCACGGCAAGAAAUUGUUUAUUGGCUUUAAGAAAUGAUGUUUUUUUUUUCUGAAUGUCUGUCAAGUGUAGCGUUUUGUCGGUGCAAUUAUAUGAGGUCUUUUUUGUUUUUUAGUUCCCUCGCAAUUUGCAUACCGAUGAGAGAAAAUGAGCGAAUUUACGCAAUAACGGUUAAAUUUUCACUAACAAAUGUAUUUUCGGUCUUUUAUCGAUUUGUUGUUAUUUUCAAAAACAAUCUGACAAAUAUUGAGCUAUAUUUAUAAAUAUUUGUAACGUUCGGAUGGUUAAGGUUUUUAUUUGAUUUUAUGUGAAUACGUUUUUUUUGAUGUGUUAAUAAUAACUCAAAUGUUUUUUUACGGUAAAAUGCAAUUAUUGAAAAUUUGUGUUUUCAAUUUUUUUUUUUUUUUUUUAAAUCGUCUUAAGGGUCAAAUUCGUAUAAAAUUUGUCAAAAAUUCGGUAUUUACUAUUUUCAAACUUUAUGCUAUCAAUAAUUUUUCAGCCCAGAUAAAAUGAUCGGAAUUGUGACACAAGGUCCGUUAUAAAUUAUAAUAAGUUUUUUUUUAUUUUUUACAAAAGAUAUACGGGCUUGAAGAAAUGGAAAAAAAAAUCAGAACGGAAUAUAGUCAAUAUUUUAUUAUUUUUUUUUAUAAGCGUAUAAUAAAGGUUCAAAUUCGUGUGAAAAUCGUUAAUAUCCUCGGCAUUUCGAAACAUCGUCGACUCCGCCGAGAAUCGUUUUUCGUUAACAAUCUACAAAAUAUUUCAGUGUAUUUGAAAUGUGGUUUUCGGAGAACCGAGAUACAUAUUUUCAGGUAAAUUUAAGUUUUUAACCUUUUCGGUAUUCCACGCGUACGCAAUAUAACUUACUUUUUUUAAACGGUAACACCGUUUUUUUCUUACAGAUUCGGUUAAAUUAUUAUUUUUAAAGAAUUUGUAUGUAAAAAGCUUUUUCUAAAUACGAAAUGGUCAAAUUUAUUGUAUAUUGAAACUUAAUAUUUCUGAAUAAUCGGUUUUUGACUAAAUAUUAAUUAUAUGUUCAAGUCAUAUUCGAAAAUCGAAAUGAUAUCUCCGAUAUUAAGAAAUACCUAUUUGUAGACAGAUAAGACAUAAAUAAAGAUAAACACUUUUUAUUUUUAUAAUUUAAUCUCAUUCAUCUAACCUGAGUGAGUCCCCCCAAAAGGGGGGAAAGACGUGGCAUCUACCCCCCUAGACUUCAAAAUUUCAUCUAUAUUGUUAAUAAUUAAUUAAUAUAAUUUUGUUUCAAGUAUUUUUUAGUGUUUGAUAUUAUUAUGCCCCUCCCUGAUGAAUUCCCUGCGGGCACCCAUGCUGAGUGGCUGGUCAUCGGCGACUUUCGUCAAUAUUUAAAAUAAUAAAUCCGGUUUGCAUAAAUGUAUUUUCUAAAUAAAUGUUGAUAAAUUAUUUUCACUGACUAGUAAUAAUUGUUUUAAUAAUUUUAAACUAGUCUUGUGACAAUUUUUAUUGUGUCACAUCAGGUUUUUAAAUAAAAAAAUCGAACUUCUUUUGAUUUUUGGCUAAUGUAACCGCCGUGCUCGACAAUCAACUCGGGUGUACGUAAAUCGGUGUCCAGAUAGAUUUCGCCCACCUCACAAUUAUCCCCUCAGACCUUUUAUAGAUUAAAUGAAAACUGUCAAUCUCCUAGCAAUCAAAAUCAAUAACGGCAGCCUAGACCGAAUAAUUUGUAUGAAGACACUAAACUUCAGGUAGCUAAUGACUUGCAUACGUGCUUAUCCACGUUCAUCAAUAAGACACGUAUCUCGAAAAAUUGGUUUGUCAGUUGGUAUAGUAUAGAAAUUGGUAAAUUGAAAACAAAUAAGUGUUUAUUUGUGUCUUAUCUGUCUGACAAACAGGUAUUUCACAAUAUCGGAGAUAUUUCGAUUUUCGGUUAUAAGCUAAACCCAGUUAAAAUUUAAUCAAAAACAGAUCCGUAAAUAUUAAAUUUCAAUAUACUAUAACUUUUCAAUUGGAAAAAAACUUUUUGUACGAAAAUUUAAAAAAAAAAAAAAUAAUAAAAAUAAUAAUAAUUUGUCCCGAAUCUGUAGAAAAAAAAAAAUGGCGUUGCCGUUGAAAAAAAAGUAAGUAUUUUACACAGGGUUAACAAUUUGAAAUUUGCCUGGAAAUGUGGUAUUUCGGUACUCCCAAUCAUUACUCGAAAAUCGGCUGAAAUAUUUUGUGGUACCUCUUAGCGUAGGAACACUGUAGUCUGUAGGACGUGUGUACUUAAAUAUUUUUAUUUUUUUUUUUUCAAGUAAAAUCGACCGCGCGACGUUAAAAUUAGCUAUAUACGAUUGUAAAGCGUUUCGUAUUCUAGUACAUUAACACUAUUAUUGUUACUAUUAUUGUACAUUCGUCGAUGAACACAGAAAUAGAAGCAAACGUUAUAAUAAAAGUUUAUACACCGUACGUCGAGGGGGGAAUGAGGGGGGGGGAGGAGGUUGAUUACAUGUGCAUCUCACGGCGCUUAUUCGCAUUUUGGACCGUAUCCAUAAAGUUUACGGGCACCGAACGGAAUUCCCUUCGGGCCGUUACAUUACGGCUUCGGCGGCGAAAGUUUACGACGACGCCGAGGAAAACGGUGUCGAGUUGACGGUGUGCCGUCACCACGGCGUACGCAAUAUUAUACGGAUCGUUGUUGUUAUUAAUUCGGACGAAUUUUUUUUUCAUUAUUAUUAUUAUUUUUUAUAUUAAUUUACCACGCGUUUCCCCCGAGUCGGAAUUGAAUCGAAUUUAUUCCCGAUGAACUCUCGGUUUCCCAUCAUCGGUAAACGUUACAAAUUAACGUCGUAAUUCUCUCGUAUCAAAAAUAUGAAUUUCAAAUGUGACGCCUAUAUUGGAUUUUUUAUCAAAUAUAAAACAUUUUUAUGAGUUGGAGUUUUUAUUUUUAGAUAAAAUAAAAAUAUAUAUAUGCAUCUAUAAAAUAGACGAACUAUGGGGGCUCUAGUAUUUUUUUUUUUUAUUGUACAUAAGACAUCAACCACUUAGGUUAUUAUCUAGAGAAACAUUAAAACAAGAUUGUGUUAUUACAUGUCACAUAAAAGAGAAAAAGGAGACAAAUAAAAUAAAAAUGAAAAUACGAUUUUGUUAUAGAUUUUUUUAUAUCCAAAUCUAUUUGUGAAACGAAUUUUAAUAUGUUUGGGGUAUUGCGUUGGUUUCUGAUGAUGAUGAAUUGCUUAGGAGAUGAAUAUUAGGGGCUCGAGUAAGAGUAAUUAUUACCGUAAAAAAAAAAAAAAAAAUACUUAAUAAUUUUGAACGGAACAAAAUGUAAUACUUUUGUCAGAUCUUCGUGAGACACCCGGUAUAUUGAUUAGAGUUAAAGAACACCCGGUCAACUAUUCGUGUGCAAAUUAUGACGACAACAGUGAUAAUAAGUCCGCUUCACUUACUGUUCAGGGCUGUGCUAAGCAGCGGGGAAUAAAAUGGGCAACUGCCCUAAAGUGUCGGAGAUUUAACGCAUGUACGAGGUGUAAAAUUUUAAUCGGAUACCUAUCAAGUUUAGGCACUAAACAUGACGAGCGCUCUACGACGCUGAUGAUAUCACGGGUAUUAAUGAAUGACAAUUAGAGAUGGGCACCAUCAAGUGGAAACUGUCGGACCACUUGACAGUUCAAACUAUCUAUUUAUUAGACUAUUUGUAAAAACUAUCGACUAUACUAGCUAUCGAAAAAAUCUACUAGAACAUUCGAAAGUGUAAUUUUUAACUAUUGAACAGUAAUAUCAACUAUUGUGUUAUCCCUUAUUGUUAUUUCGUAAUUUGUUAUUCUCGUUUUCUACAACAGUAAUGUUAUUAGUGUGUUUUAAUUUCAUUAUACCAAUUAUUUGUAUUUAUUAUUUUUUUUUUUAUUAGCAAAUACCAAUGUCUAUUCCAAAGAAAAAUGCUUCUCUUGUUUUGUAACUUUUUUGAAAGGACCCCUGACCCAGCCAAAUUCUAUGUAUUUUAUCGAAAACACACACUCGGUUGUUAUGAAAUAAGUCGGUGCCAAUACUAUUGAAGAAAACUAUCGACUAUCUAUUUUAUUGAUAACGUCAUCUAUUCCAUUGAUAAUUCACUCGGAUGUUUGUUAAACUUUCGAUUGACAAUGGAUAAUCAAAACUCGUCGGUCCCGCCCGUCACUAUGAUAAUAAUAAUAUCAUUAAUUGGUAUCACAAAAUUUUAGUGAAAAGAUUCUUAUCUCAACAAAUACGGCGGAAAAUGGUUGCAUUAAUAUUAAAUGCAAGUUAGAAAUCGAUAGUAUAUUAUACAGAGGCGUAAGUAUAGAUUAUUUAUUGGCGGGAGGAGGAGGGUGCUGAUUACCGAUUUUUUUUUAAUAAGAGUGAAUUGAGAGUUGAACAGAUUAUUGAGCAUCAGUUAUAAUUUCGAUGUAAACGGCGGUUUAGUUUCUUAAACCCCUUUCUCUUUACAUACGCCCCUGAUAUUAUACUAUAUUAUAUCAUAUUAUCUGUGUAUUUAUCAUAUUUUAAUAUAGCGUUGCUCAUUUUGUCGACAAAAAUGUUCGUAUAAAUUUUAGAGUAUAAUUGAAUAAUAAAAUGUUUUUUUUUUAUUUCUGGAGAGUCUCGAAAUGAAAAUUUUAUCACCUAAUAUCAUCUAAAAAUGGACCGCUAUUUGUAUUAAAUAUCCACGAAAUGUUUGUUUUGAACACAAUAAUAUUUUCAAAUCAAUAACAUUAAAAACACGAUAUAAUUUUUUCUUUUUUUUUUGAUGAAAACGAUAAAUAUUCAAAAACAAAUAAUAUCGUAUACGAUCUAUACUCGUCCCUCCGACUUUUCAUCCGCGUAAACUAAAAAUAUAAAUAACCGAAAUGUCUAACGCAAUCUAUAUUUCGCGUGACGCAGUAGUUACCUGAAAUAAACGGUAUUAUUUUACCAGGCAUUUUCCGGGUUUUACGUAAAACGACUAAAGGGCGUGAUCUAGUGUACUUUAAACGCACUAUUGUCUGACAGAUAAAUACCAUCUCUACGCGGUCGACUCGAAAGUUAUACCGCAUCGAAUAAACCGUUAGAUGGCAGCACAAUAUCCUACGCAUUUAAUAUUACCUAUCUAUGUAUUUAAUACAUAGAUAAAUACAUAUUAAUAAUGAACACGUUAUUUUUAAAACGUUCUUAUCGAUAUUUUAACCGCGUAUUUUUAUUUUAUUUUCCUUAAGGCUUUGCAUCCACUGAUCAGGACUAGUCAAGUGUCGUUGAGCUCUAACCCGGACGCGGAUUUCCGUUAUUCAUCAAUAUUCACCACGGUCGGCAUUUACAAAGGUCGCGUGUUCGCCAUCAAAAACGUGAAAAAGAAAUCCAUCGACAUCACCAGAGCGAUGAAAAAAGAACUCAAAGUGGUAAGUCACGCGUUUUAUUUUUGAGAUAUUUUAGUAUACUUAAGUAAUACAUUAUAUCCGGGGAGAUUUAAGAGAACAGCUUUAGCUUUCUUAAGUCACCGCCGUCCAAAUCUCUCCCCAACCUCAUUCCAAUAACGAUAUCACCCGAUGCCCCAGCUGUGGAUGUAUCCCAGUUUUGAGAGUGAGGGGGAAAUUUCAUUCUACAGUGGCUAUGGGGUAUUAUUACUUAAGUAUCUGAAAAUCGCCGCUUCCCCCACGGUGGCUUCCACUACCGCAUCGCUCACAUUAUUUGUUGUAUGCGAGUCGAACAGAAUUGUUUGACGUUGAUUCCGAGAAUUUCUCGACGACGAGAAAGUAAACAGCAAUCAGAUUUUUCUGUUUAAAAAGGGGGCGGAGAAAUGGGUUCCGCCCUAUAUAGCUGAUAUCGAAAAAUUCUCCAUAAAACUUUAAUUCACAAACCGUUUACUAUACAUAAGCCAUAAAUAAUUGUAGUUUUCCAGUGUUAUUUACUUUUCAGUUCGUUUUAUAAGCAUUGUUUUUAAGAAAAUAUUAUCAUUUUUUUCAUUAUAUAUUCGGGAAAAAUAACAUUUGAGCAAAGGUACUCGGGAAUUGUGGUUUUGGGGAAUAUUCUAUUCGAAAAAAACAAUAUUAAGGAAAAAAGCUGUUCGGGAGAAAUACCGGGAUUUUCUUUCAAUAUUAUCUCAAUGUUUCGGUUAUAUUUGCAGAUGCGAGAUUUAAGACACGAAAACCUAAACGGAUUUAUUGGCGCUUGCACGGAUCCACCGAACAUAUGUAUCGUGACCGAAUAUUGUAAUCGAGGUAGCUUAAAGGUACUGUGAAUCAAUGUAUUUUUAUUAGGUAGUAGUCUAGGUUUAAAAUAUGUGUAGUUCAACCGAUUUGCUGACAAAUAACAAUUUUUUAUUAUAUUUUUUUUUUUUAGUAUUUUUUCGAACGAAUUUUUUUAGAAAAAAAUUGCUUUUUAGACAAUAAUAAUAAUAGGGAAUUCGCUGUGUAAAAUGCCAUUCGAAUUCGAGCAUGGUAAAACCAAUGAAAAUCUCGUUUUAUUAAGUCAUAUUAUCGUCAUGCUAACUAUUAUCCCUAGUUCGUUGUUGUUAAUUUCCCCCCUAGUAACUUACCCUAAAUUUUUGUUGAUAAAGUGUUUACCGAGAUACUUAGGAUCGAAAUUUGCAUCCUUAUUGCCGUACGUGUAAGAUAAAAAUGCAUUUUCGAAAUUCCGAAUAACAAUACUUUUUAGCACUCGCAAAGCAAUCUUAUUAUUUUACACCCCUGCACGCGACCGUUUCAUAGACGUCUGCAUUUUAUUCACGAUAGUACUUCCGCUAUUUCGAAAGCUUUUAAACCGGUGAUUUUAUUCAAACAACGUAAUUUAUUCAAUACGAUUUUUCCGCAUUUAGUUUUAAGUCAGCUGACGUUAAAAAAAAAAAAAAAAUUUAUAUUUGAAUCAAUUUUUAUUUUUUAUUUUUUUUUUUUUGAAAACAAACUCCGUGAUUCGAUUAUUGUGAUACAAUAAUUAUAAUGCACGAAUAGAUUACGUACGGAAAAUAAAACAAAAUUUGACCGUGGCUUAUUUCACAUCGAAAAACGAUUUCGUUAUUCUAAUAAGUAUACUCGCGAUUCUCGAUUGUUAACGUGUCAAAAACACACAGGCAGACAAACAUAAAGAAAAAUGUAAUUUCCGAUGAGAGGGCUGGUAGAUAACGUAUUUUUUUCUCAACAGAGUAUUCGGAAAAAUAAAAAAUAAACGCGUUUUUCAAUUACAGGACAUUUUGGAAAACGAAGACGUGAAAUUGGAUAACAUGUUUGUCGCGUCGCUGGUAGCCGACAUAAUUCGGGUAACUAUUUAUUCGUUACCGUCGUAUAAAAAGUGAUUAGAGCGGUGAGGAGGGAACGAGAGGAGACGGGGUUCCCUUCUUAUUCGAUAGGUAAAAUAAUCCGCGUCUUUUAGCUUAAGUCUUUCGGCAAGUCCGGGAAGGCGCUUCGGUUAUUGCCACGGAGUUCAUUCUAACGGAAUCUUAAAAACUCGAAUUAUUUCUACUAAAAACGAAUUCUUUAAUGUACAUAUAUUUUGGAUUAAAUAGCAUACAUAAUCGAGUUCUGUUUUAUUUCAUUUUUAACGAGCAUUUAUAUAUUCAAAUAUAUUCAUACAUUCAUUAUACGCGUAUAUCCGGGAGGCGGCAUGGGAGGGUUCAGUUUAUUUUCAAACUCUAUUAGCAUAAUAUUUUGACGAACAAACGUGCGUGGUGGAAUAACACGCCGGAAGAUUUGUCUCCGUAAUGGGCUUUCGGAGAGUUUGGUCGAUUUCGGGCGAUUCCCGGGGGAACUCGAUGUUCAGUAAAUAUAUUAUUGUUCUCUUUGGACGUUUUUUCUAUAAUCGCGCGCAUUGCAGGGCAUGUUGUAUUUGCACGACUCGCCUUUGAAGUAUCACGGGAAUCUGAAAGCGUCCAACUGUUUGGUGGACUCCAGAUGGGUGUUGAAGCUCACCGAUUUCGGUCUCCAAGAGUUCAAAAAAGAAUCGGAAGAAUUCCCGCAUCAUUUCUUGCAGCACGACUUCCGGCUUCAAAAGGACGACGAUGUCGAUUGCAAGUGCGAAGGUGCGUACGCCGAUAAUCGACAAAUUUACUUUACACGCGUGCGCAGCCGUAUAACACAUACCGGCGAAUCUAUUAUAUUGUGAUCGGACUGAUUUUUUAUUUAUAUUUUUUUUUUCCCCGCUGUAUCGAUACGGUGAAUAAUAUACACUCGUGUACGCGUCUAUUAUACGCAUUCAAAUCGUAAAACUAUUGAUGUAUACCUUCCGCCAGCGCAUAUAAAUUACUGUCGUCGGUAAAUAAUACAUAACCUCUUUACAGGACUUUUAUACAUCUCGCCGGAGCUGUUGCGCUGCUACAAUUCUUCCAUUCAAACGUCGUUCGGGACUCAGAAGGGGGACGUGUAUUCGUUCUCCAUUAUCCUGUACGAACUGCACAGCCGUAAAGGUCCUUUCGGCGAAAACCACGGGUUAGGCGUGUCGGACAUUUUGAGAAAAAUUAUUUAUCAUCCGCAAGACGGUUCGAAUCCUUUUAGGUAAAAAAAAAAAAAAAAAAAAAAAUAAAUAAAUACAUACACAUUAUUCAUAUAGGUACAUACAUUAUAUUGUGUAUUAUAAUAAGACGCGUGUGAAUAAACUGCAACUGUUUUUUUCAUUUUUUAUUUUUUUUAUUUGGGUACAAUAGUCGUUGUCUAUAAAACCGAACGUUGAAAUAUUUUGUUACGACGAACAAUACAUAUUGUGCGUUUUGUUAUACAGGCCGCCGUUGGAACUGUUGGAAAACAAUUUCGAUUUCGUCCGAGACUGCCUGGAAGACUGCUGGGCGGAAAACCCGGACGACCGUCCGGAUUUCAAGACCAUCCGAGUUAAACUGAGGCCCAUGAGAAAAGGAAUGUAAGUUUAUUAAUUGUUCGUUUUUUUUUUUUGUCUUUCAAACAAAGUAGCCGAUAUUUUAAAAUUAAUUUUAUUUCAUUCUAUUAAUUGCAUCAAUUUCAUUUUAUCCUUUUUAUUUUUUUUUUAAUAUUUUAACUUCGUAGAAGCGUUUAAAUUCAAAAGGGUCAAAGGCGGUUAUCCAAUUCUUUUUGGGUUUUGAAAAUUAUAUUUUUUAAUUUACUGAAUUAUUUUGAUAAGACUUUUUUACUAAUCUGUUGUUCGUACCCAUUUAGGGGAAGGGCCGAUUUUACGAAUGAAAAUUACGUUUUAGAUCAAUAAGUUAGAGUAAAAUUUAAUCGAUGUUGAUCGCCAAAUUUUAAUUUUGAAAUCGUAUAUGAAUUUUUUCGAUUUCCCGUCUACGUUUUGUAGGAUAUAUUUUAUCGUUUUAGAUGCUGAGCGUAUAGCGAUCAAUGUAUCUGUUUCAUUACGAUGUGGGCUUAAUUUUUCCUCUUUGUGUCUGCGUAUAACUUUUUCGGGUUGCACUCGAGGUGUUUAAAUUUUAUAACUUACAAAAAAUACGAUUUAUAGGAGACCAAAUAUUUUUGACAAUAUGAUGGCGAUGAUGGAGAAAUAUGCCAACAAUUUGGAGGUGUUGGUGGACGAGCGAACUGACCAGCUCGUCGAAGAAAAGAAGAAAACGGGUAUACAUUUAACGCUACAGUACUUAAAGCGUUUAUUAUUUAGUCGCGUUUAUUUUUAAUAUCGUUGAUUCGAAAUUAAUUUUUUUUUGAACAGACGCUUUACUAUACGAAAUGUUACCCAAAUACGUGGCCGAACAGCUUAAAAGAGGACACAAGGUACAAGCCGAGAAUUUCGAUUGCGUGACGAUUUAUUUCAGUGACAUCGUCGGUUUUACAUCCAUGUCCGCGGAAAGCACUCCUUUCCAAGUAACUACCCAUAGAUUUAACCGUUAAACUAACCGGCGUACUUAAAUUACAUAUUGUGUUGUGAUUUUUUUUUUUUUUAGGUGGUCGACUUUUUGAACGACUUAUAUACGUGCUUUGACUCUAUCAUAGAGAACUACGACGUUUACAAAGUGGAAACCAUCGGGGACGCGUACAUGGUGGUGAGCAUUUCAAUUCUACCGUAUAGACGAUUCACUUUCCUUCUGUUUUUUUUUUCUGUGUGUUAUUGAUUCACGUUUUUUUUUCUCCCUUUAGGUUAGUGGUUUGCCUAUUAAAAACGGUGACAUGCACGCCGCGGAAAUCGCUACCAUGUCGUUACAUUUGCUGGAAGCCGUGAAGAAAUUCCAAAUCCGACACAGGCCGUAUGACAGUUUAAGGCUUAGAAUCGGGAUACACUCUGGUUAGAAUAACAAUAUUUUACGUCCUACUAUUGAAUCUCAGUUAUUGGUUUUUUUUUUCGUUUUCUUUUACAUUCUCUUAAUCUAUAAUCGUGAAGGUUAUUUUUGUAUAUUGAUCCUUUCAUCACGAUUCGGCGAUUUUCUCUUAAGUGAAUUUAGUAUAAUUUUUUUUCGUCAAUCGUUAUUGAAAUUGUUCAACCUUUAUUUAAACACAAUUUUCAAAUGGUUUUUACUCCGACUCCUUACUUCGUAACUUUUGAUUUUCAAAUGUCAACCUCUCCGGCUGUCUCCCCAUUUUCAACGUUGAUUCGCAGUGGCGUCGAAAAAUUGCGACGGACGAAAUACGUUUGAAAAGACUCCAAUAACUAAACACAUCUGAUUCAAUAUCCCAAAAUAAUUAUUAGCGUAGGAUUUUGUUUCAGUUAUGAAUUACAUUUAAGAUUAGUCCUUAACAUCGAUGACGCGGCGCCAUUGGUGAUACCAAUAUAGCAUAUUUUUGUAUGCGUUUCGAUACCUGUACGUAACAUUAAAAUGUACGGGAAUUACCGUUUACAAUUAAAAACGGUUUAAAAUUUAAACCGGAUAGAUGUAGAGAAGGGUAAUGAAGCGUUCGUAACAUAACGGUAACGGUUUACGAUAAAAAAAAAAAAAAAAUCACCUCAUACACCUAAUAUAUGGUGUAUAAUAUAAUAUAGUUAUUAUAGUUGUAUUAAUAUUUCGUUAUAAUAUUAAUGUUCGUUCGUUGGUUGUGUGUUUUGUAGGUCCAGUAUGUGCCGGAGUGGUCGGUUUAAAAAUGCCCAGGUAUUGUUUGUUCGGCGAUACGGUGAAUACGACCAGCCGGAUGGAAUCGACCGGCCAAGGUGAGCGAUUGCGAUAGUAUUAUGACGUUUGGAGUCGUAGGCACUUAAUACAGACGAAUCAUACGAAUCGUUUUAGAAAUAAUGUUUACACUAAAAUCAAGAGCAUUCCAAUCCCCGGACUUUUGAGUGUUUAUAGUUUUACAAAAAAAAACAAAACAACACAAUUCCCGAAUUUGGCACACAAAAGGUUUUAGCUUAAACAUGACCACGUGAGUUACCCGUGACAUUCCGAAUACUGUACAUUCGUAUAAUAUAGUCGACUUAUUAGUAAACGAUUUAUAAAAACCUGGCGUUUAGCCACAGAGCAACACGUUUUACGGCCAAAAAAAAAAAAAAAAAAAAAAAAAAAAAAAAUAAUAAUAAUAAUAAAACAAAAAAUUAGAGUAAACGCGCUUAGGGAGUGUGGUAUUGUAGUUUUUAAAAGCGAAUGCGUGAUUAUUCAGACUUUAAAUGCGCGAGACAUUUUACACGCGGUUGGCUCCGAUUUAUGUAACCCCUCAAAGCGAACGGUCGAAUAUGUUUUCCAGAUAUUUAACGUGUACCUAUAUGCCGGCAAACUUCAAACAUGUGCAUAGUUGGUUGGAUUUUUUUUAUAAUAUAGUGAUAUCGGGAUUUAUAGAAUUAUAUAAAAAAAAAAAAAAAAAAAAAACAAGAAAUAAUAUGUCUGGGGGGCCUGGGCCCUUAGCUUCCCUCCCGGAUCCGUCUCUAGGUUAGGUCUACUAAUUCUCUUGGUAAGAUCGAAGAUUUCAAUACCUUUAAAUUUUCUCUGAAUAACUCGGACAAAUCUCGCAAAAAACCGCACGUAAAUUGAUCAAGUAGUUUCGGAAAUGACCCGUUACAAAAUAAUAAAAAAAAAUAAUUAAAAAUAAAAUAUCUUCCAAAUCUCCAACUUUUCCAAACACUUUUUUCAUAUAGACCUUCAUUUUUAAUUUUAUCAAUUUGGUGUUGUCAUGGAAACAUGCGACAGCAGAUCUGAAUGUCAAUUGUUGAAUUAUUUUUAUUGAUAUACCGAUUACCUCGGUGAUACGGAUGAAUGAAAAAAAAAAAAAACUGCCGAGAUUUUCAUAAAAAUAUACCAUCCAAAUGUACGAAAUUUUCGGUGGUUUUCCCGUAAAUUUUCAUUCAUAAAAACCUUGUCCUCAAAAUUACGAACACAACAACAACGAGAAAAAAUGCCAAAUCGGUCUAUCCGUUCUCUAUCCUUAUGCGCUAACCGAUGAAAAUGAGCAUUAAUUUACAUAGGUACAUAGAUUCAAUCGAGUUACAAGGAAACAGUUUGAUUUAUUGACCAUUAAUUUAGUUUUUUGAAUACGGCUCUUAAAAUUCUCAUUGUCGGUUCAGAUCAAAGACAACAAAGCUCAGCGAUUUAUCCAUCGAACCGUGACGGUUAUUAUUUACUACGUCCCCUCCCAUUGGAAUUCCGCGGGCAGACCACUGAAUACAUUUGAACGGGGUUUUUCAGCCCUGAAAAUCCACUGUUCGAGCGAAUGCCGUACGCUGCUGGAACGGUUGGGCGGCUAUCAGACCGUCGAACGGGGAAUGGUCGAAAUGAAGGGGAAGGGUAACGUGCGGACUUACUGGCUGGUUGGCGAAGACCAUUUGCACAGGCUGAAGAGAGACGAGUUCAGGUCCCAGCGGCGACAACAGCAGACCGGCAACAAGCACCGCAAGUCCUCCAAGCACCAGAAAAGCGUGAAAGAGGGACCGCGUAGCUCACUCAAAGUCCCGAAGACCACCAUCAACGGCCCGUUAUCUAGGUAAUACAUGCACUUUGCACAUUUUAUUUUUUACAUUUUUAGCUGUGUACCUUUUUUUUUAUGCGGCGAAGAAAUAGAUUUUGUCAGAAAAGUUUUCCGAAGUCUUUAUUUUUUAAAAAAAUUAUUCAACUUCAAAAAAUCAAAAUCGUACAGUUUAUUGUUAAAACACGGUUUUAAAAGUCGGUACAAUUAAAGUCCACAAAAGCGGACUUCUAAGUUUGUAUACGAGAGGCUCGCGUUAUCCAUAGCUUUUUUUUGCUUAUCUAGAUAUUUUUCGAACAUCCAAUCAGUUUUGGCACAUAUUUUCGGAAGCAUAAUAUUCCAGCGAUUUUCAGAAUACAUUACAAACGAUUGAAAAAUAAAGGCCGUGAAUGCCGAACUCCGGAUGUUCUUUUCUUUGGCAAUCUUCACGCACUGCUUACUGCUGCGGUUCACGUAUUCUUUUUUUUUUUUUUAAAAACGUAUUUUUUGUAGCCAAUGAUUCGUCCGACGAAUAUCAGCAAUAAUAUUGUACAGAAGAUCCCAUUUGUCGGAUAAUAUUCUCUGAAAUAUAUAUUAUUGACUAGUAUGCACAAUUCGAUCCAAUUAAAUGGAUACACUCAUUAUCUCGAAAUGUGUUAACUUUUUUCGGAAUACAUAAAACAUAUAUUAAACAGGCAACUCUACAAUUUUACAUUUACACUGUUUUUUGUCGCCCUUAUUUUCGGAGUUCAAACCACUAUAUCUACUUUUGAAUUUCAAAAGGUUAAUUUUUAAAUUUAAAAUUUUUUUUUUUUUAUAUAAUAUCGUUAUUCAGAAUCAAAUUAAAAUGCAGAAUUUAACGCUAUCUGUAAAAUGAUGAUGAUGAUUAUUAAAACAGAAAGCUUUAGUUUGAAUAUUUUAUAAAUAAAUGUUUUCUAGAGAUAAUUUGAGUGAGUCUUCUCGCAUAAAUUAUCAUAAAACACGAAGUUUGUGUGUGCACUGCUUCUCUCGUAUCCAAUCACCCGAUUGUUUUCCACGCCUCCUUUUCGUAAUUUGAUCCCUGUAAAUCAUAUAAUUAUAUCCGUGUCAAUCACGAUUUAUUCCGUAAACUCCUCCGGCCUUUGUCCGUCUCGUCCAAUACGGUCGUCUGCGUCCAUUUCGGACUUGAAUACUACUGUGGCAUCGGUCUUGUUUUUCUCUCGUUACUUUAAGCUCUUUAUAGCUCACGGUCCGUCACUUUUUUUUUCCCCCGUUUAGAGCUAAGAAUUUUUCGAUAGCACCCCACGUUUCGAUACGAUUAGCGAGUAUCCGUAAAUUUACGACUGAGAUUCUUAUAUGACUCGAAAGUAAACCGACGACAUGCGGUGCCGGGGUGUGCGGGUAGCGAGACAACACGAGACGCGUUUUCGAGAAUUGUUACGACGUUGCAUUUUCGCAGGUGCUGCAGUCUGGAGUCGCCCAAGAAGUUGAGGUUCGCGGUGCAUCACGACGACGGCACGCCGGUACGGAGGCGCCCGUCGGGCGUGGCCGAGGAGGACGAGUACUGCUGCGACCGGCACCUGAGCGUGUCGUGCCCGUGCAUAGACAAUUUCGUCCAGUCGCCGACGGACGUGGCGACGGCGCCCAUGGCUGCGGAAGGUUGCGCGUCGUGCGCGGGCGGCGGCGCCCCAGGGGCGAUCGGAAAAUGGACGAACGCCACCUUGCACCAUUUGCAACCGACGCCGGUCAAGUGUUCGGGGGGUUUCCCGCGGGUGAACUCGGCGCCGGUCACGCCGAUGGCCGCCGACUGCAUCGACAUGACGGCGGUCUCGCCCAUGUUCCGUCGGUCCGCCGCGGACGACGUCAACGAGCCGCUGAUUAAGGACAACGGCGGCGUUUACAACGACGAGGACGACGACGACGACAGGGACGGAGCGAUAACGUUCGUGUAA
Molecule: messenger RNA, 63367 nt
Organism: Cinara cedri
Lineage: Eukaryota; Metazoa; Arthropoda; Insecta; Hemiptera; Aphididae
Source: the annotation of a GenBank genome assembly